CUGGGAUGUGCAGAUAUCAGCCGAGACUGCCUAAUGAUGUACUUUGAAGGGAAACCCCCAGCCAAUCAAUUCCUGUGCCGAGCGUACCUCUGUCAGGGCCAGCUGAAGUCUCCACAGAGCUUUGGGAGUGUGGUGAGGACAAACGCAACUAAAAGUCUACUCGUUUGUGGUUGUUCAGCGAUGUUCGAUCGUCUCAGCGCAUCUGCUCUGAUAACCAUUGGUUUGACAUUUUAUAAUGGAUGAACAGAGACAACCUUUGUGACUCUAGCAGCACUGUCUGUAUUUUCCCAUAGAACCAGCAGCUUAGCAUUGGUUCCUCUGGUCUGACCUCUGCAUACUUCCAUUUGAAGCUCUGGGCCCGGUUGCAUAAAACACCUUAAGUUAACUUCCCCCUUAUCUUUUCCCUUAAAGUUUCCUUAACUUUAAGUCCGUUGCACACAUUUUUUAAAGGUGAAUUUCCCCCUUAAAAUAAGUGAAAAUGUUAAGGGUGCCCAUGAGGUCCCUUAACUGCUUAAUUCAGUAUGGAUAUCAAUGUAAACAGCAUUUGUGGAGGUGAAUGUUGCUUUCAUCUGCUCUGGUUACAAAAGGAAAACAUCAACCAGCUAGCUACUUAGCUAAACAAUGGAAGGUGCACAAUCCAUGGCUACUGUAGCUGGCUAGUUAGCUAUAGCUACUCUGUAGGCUAGCUUGAGGUACUAGAAAGUAAUAUAAACAAGUUGAGAAAAAAAGUAACUACAAGAAAUGUGGUUUAUUAUCUUCUGAAUCAAUUUGGUUAUCCUGUCUUGAUUGUAGAAGUUCUAUUUUGCUAUCCAUACAAAAUGAAAGCAAUCUGUUUGAGAGAAGUUUAGUCAGUGAAAUCAGGCCAUCUCCAUGGAAACCAGAUACUCUUUCUGCCAUACAUACCUUCAAACUACCGUAAAACCCCUUAAGAAUGCCCUCAACUAAGGAAAUAUUUGAGGGGCUCUAUGCAACGCCCUUAAGCAAUUCCCUUAGGUAAGGGAACAUUAUGCGUUAUCAUAAAACAUCUGAAGUUAUUUUUCCUCUCAUCUUUUCCCUCAAAAGUUUCCUUAACUUUAAGUCAGUUGCACAAAACAUUUUAAGGCGAAUUUCUCCCAUAAAUUAAGGGCCCAGUUGCAUAAAACAUCUUAAGUGUUUCCCUUAAGGAAUCAUUUUCCCUUACCUAAGGGAAUUGUGUAAGCAUAGUGUUGCAUAGAGGCCCUUAAACAUUUCCUUAAGUAAAGGCAUAUUUUAAGGGUUUUAUGGUAGUUUGAAGGCAUGUAAAGUAGAAAGAGUAUCUGGUUACCAUAGAGAUGACUUGAUUCACUGACUGAAUGUCUCAUUUACAUUACAUUACAUUUUAGUCAUUUAGCAGACGCUAAAUUAUUUUUUUUUUAUACUGGCCCCCCGUGGGAAUCAAACCCACAACCCUGGCAUUGCAAACGCCAUGCUCUAUCAACUGAGCUACAUCCCUGCCGGCCAUUCCCUCCCCUACCCUGGACGACGCUGGGCCAAUUCUGCGCCGCCCAUGAGUCUCCCGGUCGCGCCCGGCUGCGACAGAGCCUGGAUUCGAACCAGGAUCUCUAGUGGCACAGUUAGCACUGCGAUGCAGUGCCUUAGACCACUGCGCCACUCAGGAGUCUCUUCAAAGAGAUCACAUUUAUUUUGGGUUAUUGCAAAAUAGAACUUCUACAUUCAAGACAGGAGAAACAAAUUGAUUCAGAAGAUAAUAAUAACGCGUUUCUUUAACUUUUUUCUCAACUUGUUUCUAUUACUUUCUAGCAAGCCAAGCUAACUUACAGAGUAGGUAGCUAGCUAGCCAGCUAGCUUUGUAGCCAUGGAUUGUGCACAUUCCAUUGUUUAGCUAUGUAGCUAGCUAGAUAUCUAUUUAGCUGGUUGAUGUUUUCCUCCCUCCACAAAUGCUGUUUACAUUGAGAUCCAUACUGAAUGAAGCAUGUAAGGGACCUCAUGGGCACUCUUAACUUUUUCAUUUAAUUUAAGGGGGAAAUUCACCUUGAAAUGUUUUGUGCAACUUUAAGGGAAAAGAGAAGAGGGAAAUUAACUGAAAAUAUUUUAUGCAACAGGGCCCAGAUCUCAAGCUUUGAUAGAAAUACGAUGAAUGACUCAUAUAACAUAAAUCUAUAGUGUUUAUAAUGUUAUUCCUCCUCUGACUGUCUGUUAUUGUGAUUUUUUCCCCCUCUUUCAUACUCAUGAUUUCUCUCUUAGGAGGAGAUUGAAAAGGCUGUGAUUUAUUUUCUGAAAGCUAUUGAGAUUUCAAAGGUCAAACCAAGGUAUGCAAUUUAACAGGAACCUGUUUCAUAGGAACAUGAGUCAUUUUCCUGUCUCCAUAGUUGACCAAAGUGAGCCGUGCCCACACUCUUUGUGACAGAAAAAUUGAAUUAUUUAUUUGAUAUGUGUUCCGUCUUUCAUAUUGUCUAGCACAAAGUGGCAUCAUGUCAGUCUAUGUUAAAAGAGAUCAUAGAGGGGAAAUAUUCACAGGAUGACGAGAGGCUUAGGUGGGGAGUAUGGGGGAUGAAAGUUUACUCUGUUGCUGUGGCACAGAAAUAUCCAGGAGUGGGAGACUUAGUGAAAAUGUAGGCCUUUAUCGAUGUAGUUCAUCUCUUGGUCCACAAACAUAUGAAACAAAUAUGAAGUUGCUCUUAAGAUUCAUAUUUGUUUCACAUAAUAUUCUCCCUUAAGUGUGAAAAGGCUAGCCAUAAGCAAAUAGCAAAGCAAUAAGAAUAUCAAACAGAAUUAUCUGCUGGUUUAUAUGCCCUGUGACUGUACACAGAUAUGUUAUGAGAUUUAUGCAAAAAGGUCUACAGACAGUAAGAGGUGCAUUAUGAAGUCAUAAUAUCAUAUAGGGCCCACAGAGAUCCUAUUAAAUUACAGAUCUAAUAUGUAAUUAUAUGUGUCAAUAAAGGGCUGCCGGAACGAUCCCAAUUAAGACCAAAGGGAAUGCCUAACACAGCCCAGACUAAUGUACGCAGUCAUCCCUGGUGGAUAAAUUAGUUUGAAUAUGUUAGAAAAACUCAAAUAAUCUCUGCACCCUUUUUAUUUGAUAAAUUCCACCCUCAUGGCCUGUAAGCCAGUAAUGGCUGUACUCCAAAUGGAGAUUUACAAUAGGGCUAAACUCUCCACUGACUCAUUGAAAGACUGAUAUACUGUACUGUGUAUAUUCAUUUGCAAUUCAUAGGAAUUUCCAUCCCAAAGUCAACACUUGGCCUAAAUUAAAAUGUACUGUAUAACUGUACUAAAAAGAUCAGAUAGUGUUUUUCUGCUGUGUAAAUUAUUGAUCUGUAAAACAGUUUUUCUUCUUUCCCUCAUACUCUUUACUUUCGGGCAGAUACCACUUUUUGGUAUUCAAUGCUUCGGUGCUCUACUUCCAGAUGGUCCGGCCGCUCCUGCGGCCCGGGCCACGCCAGCACCUGGUGCCCACCCUCACUCAGGUGGUCAAGGCCCUGGAGGAGGUUGGGGAACCAGACUACAGUUGGAGGGCUCAGCUCAUGCUGUAGGUAGCUCUAACUGUCAUGCUCUGUCUCAUCAUACACUAACAAUCAGUAAUGCCAAAUGCCCCUCAAUUAUGACUCGGAACAUUUAUGAAUCAGAUUUUUUAAAAUAUAUUUCAGUACAACGAUUUGUGUUGAGGUGCAGAGUAUAUUGAUUGUUGUAUCCAUUGUCUCAACAUGCAGACACCUUGUUGAAUGCCUUGUGGAUGCUGGGAAAGGGGAAGAAGCUUCUAGUUUUGCCAAGGCCACCUCAAACUUCAUAGAGUCACAUAUCCCUGACCUGUAUCCAAAAAUAUUUUCCCUACAGGUAAAGCCUUCUCUUUUUUAAUGUGCUGACUAAAGUCAUGAACUCCUUUUCGGAUGUGGUGUCAGGUCCUGGAAAGACACAACCAGCGUCUCACUUGUUUUGACUGUCUUUGGGUAGAGCAUGGUUACAUGUGGGGUUAAACUGGGUAGUUCUAUUUAUCUACUAAUACAAUUAUGUUGCUCCUAGGUACGACAUAAGCUGUUUGACUUCAAUAAAAACCCCAAGAAAACUGAAGCAAGUCCUGUUUUAUCAGUCAUCUACAAAAUGCAGAAGCUCAAACAGUAAGUGUUUCCCCCCCUUUAUCUAACAUGAUAUUAUUUUGUUCAAUCAACUUAAAAGUUCUUUGUCACUUAACUUUUCCAUGCCCCGUUGAUCGUCUUCGUAGGCUCAAUGUUUUUUGAGGCAAGAUAUCCCCAGAGAUUACGCAUCAGAGUAUGUUUAUUUUCAAAUGAUGGAUCUAUUCUGUAUCUUCAUUUAUGAGACUGAAAAGCAAUAACCACAAUAACCGUUAAAAAGUUGCAGCUACGUAUUUUGAAAGUGCUUUUGGGAUUAGGUUGUGAUGUGUAUAUUGAUAAUAUUUUGCUUUGAAAAUGCAUUUGAAGAAUCAUACUGCAGGCACUGUUAUUUUUUCAAAAGUUGUUUGCAAGAAGCAAAAAGCUUUGAUAUCAUUAUUUGCUUUUUGCUGAAGAGUUUUAGGCCUACACAGCCAUACACAUUGUGCCUUUUAAAAACUAAAAGGUUAUUGUUUGCUGUGGUCUGUAUGUUAUUUGUUUUCCAUGGUUUAAGAGUUGAGAGUGGGCAGUUCUUUAUAAGUGGUCCUAAAGAUCACAUUACAUAAGUUGAUUUGGACCUUCUGUACUCACUGGACCUAGGUCAUUGGGUUAGUGAUAUGCGGUCUCUCAGCUAGACCCGGAGCAUCUCAGAGGGGACAAGGUUAUUAGACCGCUGAUAUUUAUUACCCGUUAGCUUUUGGUACUACUGAGAGGAAGACCAGCACCCUCUCCGCAGGCGUGUACUCUACAUGUCAGACCAUCUCACGGUUAACAAGCUGAGCUAUAGACAUGGGCAGCAUGACUCAUACCAUCACCCAGACCCUACCAUCAUUAUGAGAAUGAUAUACAGUAGGUUAACAUGCCCUGGGUUCAGUGUGUGUAUGUGUGUGUGUGCACUAACAUGCAUGUGCUUUGUGUGUGUUCAUUCUGUGUUCCACAGUAAUGUUAAUGAUCUUUGUGAGGCCAGAAAAGAGGAUGCUGCCAGGAUUAAGGAGAUUUUCCUGCUCCUUAUGCAUUCAGCUGCAGCCCAAUCCCCUGCUACAGCUCAAAGCUCCAGCCCUUGUCUUGCAGAGAGCCCCUCACCCAUCCCUCCAGCUGACAGGUCUACAUCUCCUCUCCUGUUGCAAUACUUACUAUCAUCACUACAAUUGGCCUAGUAAUUGGCCAUAUUUUGUUUGACUCUAUUGACCUGUUGUUGAAUUCAUUUGAAUUGAUAGUCUAUCUUCAACACCAAUACAGUGGCUUUACAUCUCAGUAGCAUCAGUCUGAAUAUUACAUGGCUAAAUAGUUUUUUACUCUUACAGAUGAUCAAAGUGUUGUGAAUGUCUUAUGAAUGUCUCAUUAACCAUGUUAAUCUUAUAAAUUGUUUCUAAAGAGUUGCCUUCCUCCUGGAGCUAGCUUUUCUGGCCUUGCAGUUGAAACAUCACCAGAUGGCAGCGGACUGUCUGAGAGAGCUGAAAACAGCGGGAGUCACUGUGAGUGGCGGCCAGUCACAGAUAUCUCUAUUAUCAUGUCUCUAUAUGCCAUAUAGAGUAAUGCAAUUAUGCAAACAUAUGCACGUAAUUGACCCAAUUUCUCAGUCGAGGUCUCGACAAGAGACUUGAUUAGCUAGAAGAGCUGGGGCCCAAGAGGCCCACAUAUUCCCUUUACCCUCAGUAGUAUUUCUAAUACAUUCAGUGAUUCUACAUUACAUGUGUAAUGGGGCAGCAGGUAGCUUAGUGGUUAAGAGCGUUGUGCCAGUAACCGAAAGGUCGCUGGUUCUAAUCCCAGAGCCGACUAGGUGAAAAAUCUGUCUGCAAGGCACUUAACCCUAAGCUCCUGUAAGUCGCUCUGGAUAAGAGCAUCUGCUAAAUGACUCAAAUGUAAAAUGUAAUGUGUGGUUGGAAAUGGGUAUUGGGGUAACUUCAAUACUGUGAUUCAACUUGAGCCAUCUGGGCCCGUUUUCACAGAGCAUCUCAAAGAAGGAGUGCUGAUCAAGGAUAAUUAUUAUCUCAUUUUGAUCAUAAUGAAAACGAUUAUGGACAUUGGGGACCUGAUCCUAGAUCAACUCUCUACUCUCAGACUCUGUGAAUACACAUGGCUGGUCUCACUAUAAUUUAGCAGUAGAAAUGCCAUUCUCCUUACACGUUUUGUAUUUCACGUUUCAAAUUCUCUAUUUGUAGAGUGUUGGCCAGUGCAUCAUGAUGGAGUGUGUCCAGUGUGACCUGGACCUCCAGAAGAAGCAGGAGGGGUGGAUGAAGGACUAUUCCAAAGCCAAUGUGGAGGUGCCCUCUCCUGUGCAUGAAUUAGCAGCAUCAAUAUGCCAGUUUGCCACCCAGAACAUAUUACAGUACAUCAAUACAGUGUUAAAUGAGCUCAAAAGAGCCUUAUACCUUUAAAGCCUGGCAAUGUUCUUUCCAAUGCAGUGUUAUUUCUAAUGCAUUUGUUCUUUUGAAUUCAAGCCAAGCUGUGGAUGUCAUUGGAAAUGUGUGUUGUAGUAUCAUGAUGUUAUUAUAUAAUUAUUAUAUUGGUAGCGUUAUUAAAUAUAUUUUUUUUGUUCUGUUUGGCAGUUCUACCUGUGUUGCAACAGUGUUGCACCAUACUUUGUAGAAUCUGUAGAUUCGUUAGGCAGUCCUUGCUGUAGUUGUUGCCUGGUCCCUUAGGCCCAGCUGAAGGUGAUAGGCAGACUGGACAAGGUGCUGCAGAGUGCAGUAAGAGAGGAGGAUGCCAAGGUGAUGCAGGCGGUGUGUGCCUCACAGUGGAACGCCUGUCUGCCCCUCCUUCAACACAACCUCAGGAGGAAUGUCAAGGGGGCGCUCCUCAAAGUGGCCCAAGUCCUGGAGGACACUCACAGGUGACUCACACUCAAAGAGGCCAUUAUGUGUGUGUGCACUUUCAUGCCUGCAUGUGUGUCCAAUCUAAAGUGUUAACUUUGUUCUUUCAGUGUGCAGCUGGAGAUGCGCUGUCAGGUCCACAGUGAGCUGGCAGUGAUUGAGGAGGAAGAGGGGAGGCUGGAGCCUGCUCUGCUCCACCUCCAGAGGGCCCUGCUGCUGGACGAGAGGGGCGUGCACCACGAGCGCCUCACCUCAGCCCUCAACCUCCUGCAGCUCCGCGGCACCCUAUAUCAGACCCCCAGCAGGACAGAGGACCAGGCUGCCAUGCUCAUCCAACAGGUCUGCUGACCCCUUACACUCAAUACAAAGCAGGACUGGGGAGACUUGACCUGACUUAACUUACUGUAAGAUGAAACCUGACAGUAGGGUGAAGCAGACAUUCAUUAUAAUUUCUGUGAAAUAUAGCUAGUGAUGUUCCUGAUAGGCAUGUUUGUUGUUGCCCAAGUGUGUGAUGAAAAGUCAAACUGUGAUGAUAUGUCAAACUGUGAGAUGAUCAGUCAAUUGGUAACAUGCUUUGAGUAGACAUCAGAGUUGGCCUGCUGAGAGGAGAGAUCAUAGUAGGUGAAAACAGCAUGGGUGUCAAAGUCUCUCUGUCUGUCUGUCUUUCUCUCUCUGUCGCUCUCGCUCCAUCGCUCUCUGUCGCGCGCUCUCUCUCUCUCUCUCUCUCUCUAUUUGUUAAAGGCUAAGAAUGGGCAGCCACAGGAGGAGGUGAGAAAGAGACGGCCUAUGCUGGUCAACGCAGGCCUCACCCUGGCCCCCGACGCUUUCCAGGUGGUGCUCGACGCAGAUAGCACGGCAAAAAGUACAAACUCCUUCCCUUGAACUAUCUUUUUGAAUAGCCAUUUCAUUUUAGAAUGACUUUGAUGUAGUGUCUUUCACCAGCCAUGUAUAGGAUUGCCUAAUCCUGCUAUCCAAAGCUCACGUUUGGUGAUAAAGGUACCCUCAAAACUAAGACUGAGUUUGGAGGGCGCUUAGUUGGAGAGAGAGGCUUACUUACUUCACAGCCCAACAUCCAAGUACUAGAACCAUUUCUUGGAGGAUUUGACUGACUCCUUGUUUCGAUAUGUCUGCAUGACAAAAUCCCUAUAGCUCCGAUGCACUGGAUCAUAGAGCCUAUGGAGUCCUGGGGCUAAGGGGCUGGCAUGCUUUGAUCUCUCCCCUCUCGGGCUUCCAGGUGCCCAGGAUCAAGUGAACACUCUGAUGCCUAACAACCGAGCCAAGGCCCUGCCUCUGACAGCCAGGCCAUGAGACUGGAGCUGACUAGCUGUUUAUACAGGCACGGGUCAGGUGUGCAGGUCACGACUACUUUUACCUAGUGAUACUUCCUGUGUUACAACAGUAACACCUCAAGCACAAGCUGGCUUUUGAGGCCUAAGACAAAGAAACCCAAUGAUGAAGCCGUUUGAACAUCCAAGCAACCCGAGUGACCCCGGAGAUUGGAGAAAUAUGCUGAGCAUGUGCUGAAGAUGAACAAAUUAAUAAUAUAAUGUAGUUUUUGUACCAUUCUGUUAUUGGCCCCCAGACUGUCAUCAGCAAUGUGCUGUAGUGAGAUAUGUCUGGCUGUCUGUGAGCUCCGCAAGCGAGAGUAAGGGUCUAACCUGUUGCAGACACAGUUGUGUGGAUCCUUUGUUCAGAGAUGUAAUAUUUUGAUUUCUGAUUAAUCAGCGAUUCAGCUUUUUAUUUCCCUGAUUUUAUGCCAAUCACAACACUGUUUGUCAGGGCUGGGAAGAGUCUGUGGCAAAUUGCAGCCUCCCUGGAUUCGUUCUAGUUUCAAAGUGAUUGUCCAAUAUGAUGGACUAUUUAUCACUAUUCCAAUGCAGUUGGUUUCUUAAUGUAAAUGUGUAUUCAAAUGUGUUUAGUCCCCUCAGGCACCAGUGGACCUGGUGUGGCUCAUCUCUCUGCUAAGGCUCAGCACCACUCUGCAUGUGUUGAGAAGGUACAGGGACACCUGGCCAGACAGAGAGCUGGCAAGAAUGACAGGGAGAGGUGUGUAUUAUGUAAAUAUGAGUGAAUGUGUGUGUGCAUACGUGUUUAUGAGUGAGUGAGUGAGAGGGUGAGUGAAUGAAUGAGAGGGUGAGAGAGAAUAUAUCAAGGUUUUCUAUGAACAUGUGCUCUUGUCUUGAUAUCUUACAGGCCUUAACACAAAUGAGUGCACAUGGUGCGUAAUCAAAAUGUUAUGAACAUUAACCAUUUGGUAGCUAGCGACUUUAAAUACGUUUCUAUGUCCUAGGACACUGUGAAGCCAAGCUGAACUAUGUGGCUUAUUCAUUUUUAGUGCAUAAUACUGAUACUGAAUAUCAUUAGUAGGAGGUUUUUCAGGGUGAGGAUAUGGAAUGAUGUGUAGCAGCACAACCAGCCUUCCACCAGGCUUCACUAAUACCCUGUAGAAUAAACACAUAAAAAAGGCAUGGCAUCACGGUGGGGGGAGAACAUACAACCAGUGCGGUCGAACUAGCCAAAGGAAACAUUUAUUAUUUAGCAUUGCCCAAACAAACACUUUUCCAAUACAGAAUGUUCUCAUGGCAGACUCCUACCUAUGGGAAAGUAUGGAACAUUUUAUUUGUUAUUUUUUUCAGGGUGAAAUUGUGGGCAGCCUUGGCAAAGACAGCUAGGAAGCAAGAGGUUUGGGAUGUGUGUCGAGCUGCCUGUCGUUUCUGUCUGCUCUACGAUGAUGGAAGAUGGAAAGCUCCUAAAUCAGACUGUGAGGAACUUUCACUUUGGCAACAGAAGGGAUAUAUAUAUAUACACUACCGUUCAAAAGUUGCAAAGAAAAAGCCAUAUCUCAGACUGGCCAAUAAAAAGAAAAGAUUAAGAUGGGCAGUCUGAGAUAUGGCUUUUUCUAUACAACUCUGCCUAGAAGGUCAGCAUCCCGGAGUCGCCUCUUCACUGUUGACGUUGAGACUGGUGUUUUACAGGUACUAUUUAAUGAAGCUGCCAGUUGAGGACCUGUGAGGCGCCUGUUUCUCAAACUAGACACUAAUGUAUUUGUCCUCUUGCUCAGUUGUGCACCGGGGCCUCCCACUCCUCUUUCUAUUCUGGUUAGAGCCAGUUUGCGCUGUUCUGUGAAGGGACUAGUACACAGCAUUGUACGAGAUCUUCAGUUUCUUGGCAAUUUCUUGCAUGGAAUAGCCUUCAUUUCUCAGAACAAGAAUAGACUGACGAGUUUCAGAAGAAAGUUAUUUGUUUCUGGCCAUUUUGAGCCUGUAAUCAAACCCACAAUUGCUGAUGCUCCAAAUACUCAACUAGUUUCAAGAAGGCCAGUUUUAUUGCUUCUUUAAUCAGAACAACAGUUUUCAGCUGUGCUAACAUAAUUGCAAAAGGGUUUUCUAAUGAUCAAUUAGCCUUUUAAAAUGAUAAACUUGGAUUAGCAAACACAACGUGCCAUUGGAACACAGGACUGAUGGUUGCUGAUAAUGGGCCUCUGUACGCCUAUGUAGAUAUUCCAUAAAAAAUCUGCCGUUUCCACCUACAAUAGCCAUUUACAACAUUAACAAUGUCUACACUGUAUUUCUGAUCAAUUUGAUGGCAAAAAAAUUACUUUUCUUUCGAAAACAAGGACAUUUCUAAGUGACCCGAAACUUUUAAACGGUAGGAUAUAUAUAUAUAUAUAUAUAUAUAUAUAUAUAUAUAUAUAUAUAUAUAGCAAGCAUAACUAAUUGUAUCAAGAGGAAUUUAUUAUUAAUCCUAGCCCAGGAAACCUAAGUAGUGGGAAUCUUUACUCUGGAGGAUUGUAGCGUCUGGUACGCUUUGAGGUUACAUUUACAUUUUUAAAAUGUUUUCACAGCCUAAUUGAUUUCUCAAAGUCAGUCUAUCCACAGCGCUCAACUGCUUCAUUGAAAUCAUUAUGGGGAUAUAGAAUAAAAUCAUCUUACAUGUUUAUUUGGGUGCAAAUGAGUUAAUUAUCAACCAGUGCUAUUGAUAACUAGCAGGUGGCUCACUGGGUAGUGUCAGCGGUAAUGGAGAUUAGUGGAGGAGGGAGGAGAGACUGUGUUGUUUACGGAAGCUCUGAUGCAUAACUGCACACGCUCACUCUGGCUCACUCGAUACCCUCUGGUCCCCAGGUGAGCGCAAGGCGGGGGACGAGAGCCCAGUGGAGGGUGGACUCCAUGGUGACGGGCGUCCAUCGGCAGGGCGACUGGCCCAGAGUGCGGAGAAGGACCUGCUCCGUCUGCUGGCUGAAGUGUGCUUCAUCAAUGCUGAGGUCAGAUGACCACCUUUGACCCUUGACCCCUUUCUCUUAAUAUGCUUUUUUUCUACAAGCGUCACAGGACUCAUCUGAAGUCAGUACCGCCGAUCUGCCAACUUCUGUUUGUAGAGUCCGAACGGUUUGGGCUACACAUGAACAUGUACAUGUCGGUUGUUUUGCUCAAGGACACCCACAAGCCUCAAGACUCGUCUGAAGGUAGUCUGGUACCAGUUAAAAAAAUUAAUGAAAGUAGUUUAGUGCCCAGUUUUCUGGGUAGAAUAUGGGUCCAAAAAAAUAUCAAUAAUUUCCUGAUCUUUCUUAUAUCUCUCAGAUAUUGGACACACACUUUAAAACAAACUUCCUUUUGAUUUAUUUUUGACUAUCUGUUUUUCUAUGUAUGAAUCUGUUAUUCAAUGCGUUUCUAUAGGCUAAUAGCAGUAAGGCCAAAUUCAGUGUUUCAUCAAAUAAUGUUAAUUCUAAAAUCCAAAAUCAAAUGGCUGCAUGAUCCUUGGUAUGACCAUCUUAAAACAAUUCCAUAUGUUAGCUUAGUAGAACCCCCCCUCCCCCUCAGUUCUCCUGACCACACACUAUAGUCACUAUGACUUUUCUUAUAGACAAUGAUUGAAUCUAUUGAUGCAAUUAAUGCAAAGUAAAGACAAAAUACCAAUAUUAGCAGUAGAGUGGCGCUGUGGGAUUUAAUCAGAUUGAGCCCAGCGGAACAGAGGGGGUGUACUAUGAUACGAGAUAGAACAGUUAGUGAGCUAACUUUGGUCAGCUGAGUUCAACUCGGGAUAACCGGGCACACGAAAGUGACUCACCUUUUAUGGCAACGAAUCCUUCGGGAAACUAACCUGCUCCGGGGCAGACUAACUCAGGGCUAACUCCACUUAUUCUGAAUGAAAUCAGAUUCCCUCUCGCAAAGAUGGCGUCAUCAUCCCCUUCGUUUGAGGAAGACGACUGAUUUAAAGGUAGAGUCAGCGAUAUGAUGUAUACUGAACAAAAAUAUAAAUGCAACAUACAACAAUUAAAAAUAUUUUAUUGAGUUACAGUUCAUAUAAGGAAAUCCGUCAAUUGAAAUAAAUUCAUUAGGCUCUAAUCAAUGGAUUUCACAUGACUGCGAAUACAGAUAUGCAUCUGUUGGUCACAGAUACCUUUAAAAAAAUGGGCCUCACAAUGGGCCUCAGGAUCUCGUCACAGUAUCUCUGUGCAUUCAAAUUGCCAUCGAUAAAAUGCAAUUGUGUUCGUUGUCCUUAGCUUAUGCCUGAACAUUCAAUUCUCUGGCAACAGCUUUGGUGGACAUUCCUGCAGUCAGCAUGCCAAUUGCACUCUCCUUCAAAACUUGAGACAUCUGUGGCAUUGUGUUGUGUGACAAAACUGCACAUUUUAGAGUGGCCUUUUAUUGUCCCCAGCACAAGGUGCACCUGUUUUGCUAGCACAGACUGGAAUAUGUUCCGGGAUUCUUCCGAUAGCAUUGAGGAGUACACCACAUCAGUCACUGGCUUCAUCAAUAAGUGCAUUGAUGAUGUCGUCCCCACAGUGACCGUACAUACAUACCCCAACCAGAAGCCAUGGACUACAGGCAACAUCCGCACUGAGCUAAAGGGUAGAGCUGCCACUUUCAAGGAGCGGGACUCUAACCCGGACGGUUAUAAGAAAUCCCGCUAUGCCCUCCGACGAACCAUCAAACAGGCAAAGAGUCAAUACAGAACUAAGAUUGAAUCGUACUACACCGGCUCUGACACUCGUCGGAUGUGGCAUGGCUUGAAAACUAUUACAGACUACAAAGGGAAGCACAGCCGCGAGCUCCCCAGUGACACAAGCCUACCAGACGAGCUAAAUCACGUCUAUGCCCGCUUCGAGGCAAGCAACACUGAAGCAUGCAUGAGAGCAUCAGCUGUUCCGGAUGACAAUGUGAUCACGCUCUCCCUAGCCAAUGUAAGUAAGACUUUUAAGCAGGUCAACAUUCACAAGGCCGCAGGGCCAGACGGAUUACCAGGACGUGUACACCGAACAUGCGCUGACCAACUGGCAAGUGUCUUCACUGACAUUUUCAACAUGUUCCUGACUGAGUCUGUAAUACCAAAAUGUUUCAAGCAGACCACCAUAGUCCCUGUGCCCAAGAACACUAAGAUAACCUGCCUAAAUGACUACCGACCCGUAGCACUCACGUCUGUAGCCAUGAAGUGCUUUGAAAGGCUGUUCAACACCAUUAUCCCAGAAACCCUAGACCCACUCCAAUUUGCAUACCACCCCAACAGAUCCACAGAUUAUGCAAUCUCUAUUGCACUCCACAUGAGAAUGCUAUUAAUUGACUACAGCUCAGCGUUCAACACCAUAGUGCCCUCAAAGCUCAUCACUAAGCUAAGGACCCUGGGACUAAACACCUCCCUCUGCAACUGGAUCCUGGACUUCCUGACGGGCCGCCCCCAGGUGGUAAGGGUAGGUAACAACACAUCUGCCACGCUGAUCCUCAACACGGAGGCCCCUCAGGGGUGCAUGCUCAGUCCCCUCCUGAACUCCCUGUUCACCCAUGACUGCAUGGCCAGGCACGACUCCAACACCAUCAUUAAGUUUGCUGACGACACAACAGUGGUAGGCCUGAUCACCGACAACGAUGAGACAGCCUAUAGGGAGGAGGUCAGAGACCUGGCCCUAUUUGCAUUGCCCCCCCACCCCACCCCACCCCAACCCCCUCUUUUACGCUGCUGCUACUCUCUUUAUUAUUUAUGCAUAGUCACUUUAACUCUACCCACAUGUACAUAUUACCUCAAUGACCUCAACUAACCGAUGCCCCCGCACAGUGACUCUGUACUGGUACCCCCUGUAUAUAGCCUCCCUACUGUUAUUAUAUUUUACUGAUGCUCUUUUAUUUUUACUUAUCUAUUUUUUACUUAACACUUUUUUAUUUUAUUUUAUUAAAAACUGCAUUGUUGGUUAAGUGCUUGUAAGUAAGCAUUUCACUGUAAGGUCUACACCUGUUGUAUUCGGCGCAUGUGGCAAAUACAAUUUGAUUUGAUUUGUGUAAUGAUUAGGGCUGUCCCUGACAAAAUCUUGGUCGAGCGAGAGUCGUCUGUUCUUUAGACCAAUUGAUUGGUCAAAAUGUUACGUGUAUUUUUCCAUAUAUAGACACGUGUUUUAAUUAAAUCAACUACAGUGCAUUUGGAAAGUAUUCAGACCCCUUGAAUUUUUCCACAUUUUGUUACGUUACAGCCUUAUUCUAAAAUUGAUUAAAUACAUUUGUUUCCUCAUCAAUCUACACACAAUCCAGUUUCCAUUGAUCAUCCUUGAGGUGUUUAUACAACUUGAUUGGAGUCCACCUGUGGUAAAUUCAAUUGAUUGGACAUGAUUUGGAAAGGCACACACCUGUCUAUAUAAGGUCCCUCAGUUGACAGUGCAUGUCACAGCAAAGUGGAUAGCACAGAUCUGGGGAAGGGUACCAAAAGGUCCCCAAGAACACAGUAGCCUCCAUCAUUCUUAAAUUAAAGAAGUUUGGAACCACUAAGACUCUUCCUAGAGGUGGCCGCCCUGCCAAACUGAGCAAUCGGGGGAGAAGAGCCUUAACCUGAUGGUCACUCUGAAAGAGUUCCAGAGUUCCUCUGUGGAGAUGGGAGAACCUUCCAUAAGGACAACCAUCUCUGCAGCACUCCACCAAUCAGGCCUUUAUGGUAGAGUGGCCAGACAGAAGCCACUCCUCAGUAAAAGGCACAUGACAGCCCACUUGGAGUUUGCCAAAAGGCACCUAAAGACUCUCAGACCAUGAGAAACAAGAUUCUCUGGUCUGAUGAAACCAAGAUUGAACUCUUUGGCCUGAAUGCCAAGCGUCACGUCUGGAGGAAACCUGGCACCAUCCCUAUGGUGAAGCAUGGUGGUGGCAGCAUCAUGCUUUGGGGAUGUUUUUCAGCGGCAGAGACUGUGAGACUAGUCAGGAUCGAGGGAAAGAUGAACAGAGCAAAGUACAGAGAGAUCCUUGGUGAAAACCUGCUCCAGAGCGCUCAGGACCUUAGGCUGGGGCGAAGGUUCACCUUCCAACAGGACAACAAUCCUAAGCACACAGCCAAGACAACGCAGGAGUGGCUUCGGGACAAGUCUCUGAAUGUCCUUGAGUGACCCAGCCAGAGUCCGGAUUUGAACCCCGAUCGAACAUCUCUGGAGAGACCUGAACAUAGCUGUGCUGCGACGCUCCCCCUCCAACCUGACAGAGCUUGAGAGGAUCUGCAGAGAAGAAUGGGAGUAAAGUAAAGGGUCGGAAUACUUAUGUAAAUGUAAUAUUUCCGAUUUGCAAAAAUGUCUAACAACCUGUUUUUGAUUUGUCAUUAUGGGGUAUUGGGUGUAGAUUGAUGAGGGGAAAAAAACAAUUUAAUCAAUUUUAGAAUAAGGCUGUAACGUAACAAAAUGUGGAAAAAGUCAAGGGGUCUGAAUACUUUCUGAAUGCACUGUAUGUGCACUGAGCUUGUCUGAUGCUUUAAGUGGACUGUUUGAUGAAAUAAUUAAGACACACAAAUGACUAAAGGGAUUGUGCCGCCUUGUUCAAACUUGCUGUGCUAAAAAAACUAAAACAAAAAACAGCGAGUGACUGUGUGACUAGCACCCGUUGUCUCUCUCCUCCCUGCUGCAGCGACCACCACAGAACAUCAGUGUGUAUAGCGCUGUCCGUGUUGCUGAAGCUGCAACAUAAUUACAUCAAUUUCUGACUGAAAAGUUGUGUUACCGAAAUCCCUAAUUUGUUUAGGAAACACAUUAAAUAUUCCCUCAACCCUUGCUCUCUUUACGUGACACAUGUAUGCUUCGCAAUGCACGUGACUAAUAGAGCCUGACCUAUAGCAUAAUCAUGAUCACAUCAAUAAAUUGGUUAUAACAAACUCUGAACAACGUAACACCUGACAGCAAAAUGGAUGCAGAGGACGUGACAAAUAAACUCGAAAUGGGGGAAUGUUUACUGGUUGCGCAGGAGGUAAAGGGGAAGUCAGAUGUGUGGAAUAAAUUUGACUAGUUGUGGAAAAUAAGGAAUGGAGCAAGCGCUGUGUGCAUAUUAGGCCUAUGUGUGCCAAACAGGUGCUGUUAGAUUACAAUAUACUUUUUCUUACCGUUUGGAACAGUGUAAAAAACACAAAAUAAAUUAUAAGCAUACCAUAGAGUCUGUUGUAAUGUUUUUUAGUUUUUUUGUAAAGCCUUUAUUACAGCAUAGACUGAAAACAGUUGCAUUCAUUUGUGAAUGCAAUUUCAGAAAUGGAACGGUUUAGGCCUAUUUAUUGUUUACGCUAAUUAUUCAAUGGUCGCUUUAUUUUAUUUUAAAACUAAAAUGCUUGAUUGCAUUUCACAUCAUGAAUGACUCGUAUGCUGUGUGAUGACAUGAACGAAUGAUUGAUUGAUUGACACAGUAGCCUAUAUAAGGAUUGAAAUAUAGGCCUGAGUAAGUUAUGGUAUUAAGACUAAACAGGAUGUGCUCUUAGGCCUACAGCUCGAUGGUGGUUAUACAAGGCUGCUAUGCUAAGCCUACUAAUGAUAAUUACAUUACUUAUUAUUAUAAUGAUGAUCAUAAUAAUAAUAGUAAUAAUAACAAUAAGAAGGAGAUCAAAGAAAAAGGAGGGUUAUUAUUAUUAUUAUUAUUAUUAUUAUUAUAAAUAUAAUUUUUCUGACAAUUAUAAAUCAAACCAGAGAGGCUGGUCUAACAAAAACAAGUGUAAAGCCUUUAUUACAGCAUAGCAAAGAUUAAAAACAGCCAGAUUAGUGAAAUUGUUGCGUGAGGCUUGGUGCUCAUGGAAUCAGUAGGCUAUCAACCAAACACUCAAACAGACAACAGAAGCAGGAUCUGUCUUAUUUCUGUAAAUAUGUAUGGAUGAUUUAUAAAGCCAGGCACAUUUAACAGUUAGGCUAUUGAUUAUAGACCUAGUUAAGUUAGGGUUUCCUCUCUCCUCACUUUUCUUAGACAAUUAAGGCAAGGGAUGUUUCCUCAUCUCCUAACUCGGCUGCUGCUUCCGCCGCAUUGUUCUCAACACUAACAUGGUCUGGGAAAAGGCGCCAAUUCAACAGCGCAAUGAUGUGUUUCAGAACCGCAGACAGCGACCACUAUCUAACGCGGGAGAAAGCGCAUUUGUUAUAAAAUAAUAUAAUUUGUAUUUGUGUUGCAUGUCUUAGACUGAUGGACUGUGCCAUCCCAACGGCCUCCACAAUGGAUCAGUCCACUCAGACAGGCCCAAAUCAGACAGGUGUCUUGUACACCAUUAUUAUUUUUUUAUUUUUUGCGCUACUGCUUGACCGACAGCCUAUCGACCAAACAAUUGACCAGUCGUCUCUAAAUGGGGUCAGCCCUAGUAAUGAUCGUGCUGUUUGAUCAGUUUCUUGAUAUGCCACACCUGUCAGGUGGAUGGAUUAUCUUGGCAAAGGAGAAAUGCUAACAGGGAUGUAAUCAAAUUUGUACACAAUUUGAGAGAAAUAAGCUUUUCGUGCGUAUGGAAAAUUUCUGGGAUCUUUUAUUUCAGCUUAUGAAACAUGGGACCAACACUUUACAUGUUGCGUUUAUAUUUUUUGGUCAGUGUAGAUGCAGAAAGUAAACAGCAUUGUGGGUCAUUUUCCGCAACAUGAAGAGCUCGCCGUUUGACUCACUGGGCUUAUCCGUGUGCGACAUGUAAGCGCAGUUACAAGCCUGGCUGGAGUUAACGGCAGGUGGAGGAUCAAUAUCCACCUUCAUAACAUGGAUGAAGCCUGAGCUGAAAUGUGAAGCUAACUGAAGCUGGCUAGCUUUAUAAAAUCCUGAGUAGAUUUAGCUUGUAUCGUAGUAUACCCCUCUCAGGGUUCUCUCCAGGAUGUUUUAACAAGAAGAAGGGCAGUGCCCACCUUAGGAUUCUGAGAUUUUUAUGUUUUUGAACACCUGUAACUGACAUUUCCUGCAAGGGUGUGAUGCCUGACCUUAAAUAAAUAAAGUAAAAAAAAUAACAAAAUAAUUUUUUAUUACAUACAGCCAGUCCACAAGGUGGGGCAGCGCCACUCUUACAUUCUUUGAGGAGAACCCUGCCUCUGGUGUUGAUUUCUUCUGUCUUGUUCACUCUUCUUGAUACCUUGAUGCAACAUUGUUCUGCUCAUCAGACUGUGUGAUUCAACAGACCCAUCGGACCUCUGGCGCCAAGCUUUUAAUAAAUAUUCAGAGAUACAGUGCAUUCGGAAAGUAUUCAGAUCCCUUGACGUUUUCCACAGUUUGUUACGUUACAGCCUUAUUCUAAAAUGUAUUACAUUGUUUUUUCCCUCAUCAAUCUACACACAAUAUCCGAUAAUGACAAAGCGAAAACAGAUUUUUAGCAUUUUCUGCAAAUGUAUUACAAAUAAAAAAAUUAAAUAUCACAUUUACAUAAGUAUUCAGACCCUUUACUCAGUACUUUGUUGAAGCACCUACAGCCUUAAGCAAUUACAGCCUUAAGUCUUUGUGGGUUUGACGCUACAAGCUUGGCACACCUGUAUUUGGGGAGUUUCUCCUAUUCUUCUUUGCAGAUCCUCUCAAGCUCUGUCAGGUUGGAUGGGGAGCAUCUCUGCACAGCUAUUUUCAGGUCUCUCCAGAGAUGUUCGAUCAGGUUCAAGUCUGGGCUCUGGCUGGGCCACUCAAGGACAUUCAGAGACUUAUCCCGGGUCAUUGUCCUGUUGGAAGGUGAACCUUUGCCCCAGUCUGAGGUCCUGAGCGCUCUGGAGCAGGUUUUCAUCAAGGAUCUCUCUGUACUUCGCUCCGUUCAUCUUUCCCUCAAUCCUGACUAGUCACCCAGUCCCUGCCACUGAAAAACAACCUCACAGCGUGAUGCUGCCACCACCAUGCUUCACCGUAGGGAUGGUGUCAGGUUUCCUCCAGACGUGACGCUUGGCAUUCAGGCCAAAGAGUUCAAUCUUGGUUUCAUCAGACCAGAGAAUCUUGUUUCUCAUGGUCUACUGACGAGUGGCUUCUGUCUGGCCACUCAACCAUAAAGGACUGAUUGGUGGAGUGUUGCAGAGAUGGUUGUCCUUAUGGAAGGUUCUCCCAUCUCCACAGACGAACUCUGGAGCUCUGCCAGAGUGACCAUCGUGUUCUUGCUCACCUCCCUGACCAAGGCCCUUCUCCCCUGAUUGCUCAGUUUAGUUGGGCGGUCAGCUCUAGGAAGAGUCUUGUUGGUUCCAAACUUCUUCUAUUUUAUAAUGAUGGAGGCCACUGUGUUCUUGGGGACCUUCAAUGCUGCAGAAAUGUUUUGGUACCCUUCCCCAGAUCUGUGCCUCGACACAAUCCUGUCUCAGAGCUCUACGGACAAUUCCUUCGACCUCAUGGCUUCGUUUUUGCUCUGACAUGCACUGUCAACUGUGGGACCUUAUGUAGACUGGUGUGCCUUUCCAAAUCAUGUCCUAUCAAUUGAAUUUACCACAGGUGGACUCCAAUCAAGUUGUACUAACAUCUCAAGGAUGAUCAAUGGAAACAGGAUGCAUCUGAGCUCAAUUUUGAGUCUCAUAGCAAAUGGUCUAUUUUUUAUUUUGAAUAAACUUGCCAAUAUUUCAAAACACCUGUUUUCGUUUUGUCAUUAUGGGGUAUUUUGUAUAGAUUGAUGAGGGAAAAAAAUAUUAAAUACAUUUGAGAAUAAGGCUGUAACAUAACAAAAUUUGGAAAAAGUCAAGGGGUCUCAAUACUUUCCGAAUGCACUGUAUUAACUUGACAACGCUGGCUUCGAAGAACAGACAGACAUAACAAUCUAGAAAUAAAGCGAUGACCUUGUCGAAUUCUGAAUUGGAUCAUCUGCGGCCCCUCUUUUUAUAAUAUCCAUCUCUUUGUUCUAAGAUAAUAGGUUCCCUUUGUUCUUAGAGAGGUUGACUCUUCAAAAAGUGCCCCAUGUGAUGAUACACAAAACUUUUAAAGACUUUCAUCUCAGUUGUCAGACAGCUACAGGAGUUAAAAUCAUUGUUUCUCUGAGCUCACCAGUUAUAUUGGCUGCCUUUGAUGACUAUGGCUGUGUGGGGAGGGCAAGUCAUCAUCAAUAUAAUUUGAGGUUGUACCUUACAGGCCACCAUACACAAGCUCCGCUCUGAGGGGGUACAGCUCAACACCCCAGCCGUCCCUCCUGAGGAGAGAGGACUCCGCCUCCCUGAGGACAAUCCACAGUGGGCUGUCUACAGGUGAGGACACAUGCACACACACUCACGUUUGUUUUCUUCUUUCCUCGUGGGGACCUAAAAUGUAUUUCCAUUCAAAAUCCUAUUUUCCCUUACCCUAUGCCUAACCUUAAUCUAUAACCCAAACCCUAAACCUAAUUCCUAAACCUAACCACUAACCUCUUACCUUAACCCUAAUUCUAACCAUAACCCUAAUUGUAACCCUAAACCGAACCCCUAAGCUUAAAAUAGCCUUUGUCCUCAUGAGGACGUGGGACAUUUUCCUUGUUUUCCUAUCCUCGUGGGGACUUUUGGGGAUUUUAGGUCCCCACAAGGCUGGAAGAAUCAACACACACACACACACAAACAAAACAUGAAGAUAAACGGACAAAGCAAGCCAAGUGUGUAAAUGUGUAUGUAGUCACAGAGCUUGGUUCACCAGUUUGUUAUAUGUAAUAAGUAGUGUGUUAUACAGUAUAUUAAAUAUAAAGUGUGGCUUCCUUUGUUUUCUCAUAUAUUAUGCAUUGCAGACAACAUAACUAUUGUUCCCCUCCUUUCCACUCCCAGAGAUUGGAUCCAGGACUUAUCUGCCUACGCCACCUCCAACUUCCUGCGGGCAGCCGAGCUGGGAGCAGAGAUUCGUGAGGCCUGGGUGGUGGUCAACGCUGCCGUGUACUUAUGGAACUACAACAGCCACCUGCUGGCAGCUGGGGAGCAGCGGCGCCUCCUGCCCACCUUUCAGAGAGCCGUGGAGCUGCUGAGACAGACCGGACACGCUGGGUAGGUCUAAGAGGAACAUCUCACUGACACUUAAACACUACUAAUUGUAACAUUUGCUUGUUGCUGACACACACUUACUGCUCAUCAGCCUUUUAAUGACAUAGUACAUAUAAGCACAAUUACAUUACAUGAAAAGUAGUCCAUUAAAACCACAAUAGGGCAAUGCAGGUGCUGUAAGGGCUUUGCUAUUUACAUAAACCUCUCUCAGUUAAGAUGUUGUAGCUGAUGUCAGUUUGUAUGUACAGAGUAUGACGCUCUUCUGUGCUUCCAGGGAGCCGGUGCUGUUGGUUAUGCUGUGUGAUGCGGUGGCCCAGGGGCUGAUCCAGCCCUGGUUUGUGUCGGCUGCUGGGCUGGGAACUGGCCAGGGAAGGGAGGACAGCGGAGGCAAGGGGGAGUUGAGGAAGAAAGGAGCUGGGAAGGGAGCCGAGAGGACAGGCAGCAUCCACAGCCUCACCCUGGACCACGCGGCCCUCCAGGACAUGCGGAAGGCUCUGGAGGUGUGUGUGUGUGUGGGUCAAGUAGUGAGCUAGACAGGAGAUGGGGCCAUGGGAGAUUUAAAUGGUGACUUGCUAAUUAGGAUUGGCAGAGAGUCAGGUUCUAUUAUCCUUCAAUGUGCUGUCAAGGGUACUCCCUCCCCUGAAGAGGUCUUAAUUUGGGCUCUGCAAAAACAAACACUCUCUCCCACUCUGAGCUUAUUGGGAUAGGCAGAUGGCAGAGGUGGACAUGCAGAAAGACCUGAACUGUGUUACUGCAGGGUAGUUUGAGGGAUCAGAGAGCUGUGCCUGUGUAUUCGUCAAGGGCAGCCUCUGGUCUUCAGGUUUCCCAAGUCUCUCUGAAUAAGUUAUCUCUAAAUAAGUUCCUUGAGGGCUGUUGAAAAUCUUUCUGGCUUACAUCUUACUAUCUCCAGUACCUCCUAGAUGUGCUGUUGUACAUAAAAAGCAAACAAAAUUGAAAAAGGGGGCACAAAGAAUGAAAGAAUCAAGGCACUUUGAAACAUGCUGCUUUUCAGAAAUACUCUAAAUACAACUAGGGCUCUGUUUUAACAAAUAACUAUUUCUAACCUAGCGCUAUGGUAAAUCUUAGCGUAGCCGCUGUUGAGUUGUGGGUGUUAGAAAUAUUUCUGCUAUUUUCACAGCGGGAAUCAUGGGCGCACUAGCUGGCGGUGGCGAGGAAAGACUGGGUUUUGAUGAAUAAAUAAGUUGUAGGUGUGGGGAGGGCUUGACCACUCACUGGCUAAUAAACGUUCUCCAUGGCUUAAUGCUGCAAUUAGGCUAUUGACAGUCUGCGUUAUCAUCAACUCCAAUUCGUCUGGAGGGCAUGGAAUAUUCUCGCCCUAGUCCAUUGUGGAUUGAUACCGUUUAUUAAAUAGCAUAAAGUAACGAAUAAUAGCAGUAACAGUAAAAUACAUUGUUUCGCAUGUUUGCAAUUCACAUUGUUCUAUUCGGCUUCAACAUGUAAGCCUAAAUGUCUUUACGCAUCACAUUCGCACUUCUCCAGAAAUAAAAAAAUAUUAGGCUCCGAUUAAUUGUGAAUUAAGCAAAAGCAUGAGGACUAAAACCUCAAAUAUUUCAAGGCACUCUCAUGAGUAGACCAUUUAAAAACCUUUCAUUGAUAGGCUACUUGGCUAAUGUAUGGCCAGGAUUUUUUUUAAAGACGCACAGAUACAUUGCUGUAGAACCAGACUUCAUUAUAGUAGGGUUAGCCUACUGCGGGUUUUGUUUUUAAUCAAAUAAAACCGAAAACAAGCAAUUGAACAGGAAAAUAACUUAAAUAUUUCUAAAUAUGAGGGUCACAGGCAUCAUCGCAUCGCUCGUUCCAUGAUGGGCAUGUGGACACAAAAAAUAAAAAUAAGCACGCAAGCUGAUGUUAGACAGGUAAAUUACAAGCCUAAAUUGCCAACUACCGUGCAUUUGACAAUAGCGCCGCCUUAGGGGCAGCCAAAAAUAGAGCCCCUAGUCUGUGUGAACCCCAAGUGACUCAUUCUGACAUUCACCCAUUUUCACCCAUUCACCCUGCUUUGUUUUUUAAACGUUUUAACUAUUUCAUGUGAAUUAAGUCUUUAUUUUCUGCUGCAUUUGUUCCCAAUUAAAUCCCAUUUCCUCCAUCUAUUCUGCUAUUCUCCAAAUGGUCUGCUAUGUCAUCAGCACAUACUCUGGAUAAAAGUAACUUUAUUAGUGAAUUAUUAACUAAGUGUUCUCUUUCAGAACAGAAGAUAAAAAUGGUUCUCCAUUUUCAACAUAUAGGCGUAUACAGUGCAUUCGGAAAGUAUUCAGACCUCAUGACUUUUUCCACAUUUUGUUAUGCUACGGCCUUAUUCUAAAAUUGAUUAAAUAAAAAAAAAUCAUCAUCAAUCUACACACAAUAGCCCAUAAUGACAAAGCGAAAACAUUAUUUUUUUGUGUGCAAAUUUAUAAAAAAACUAAAACAGAAAUACCUUAUUUACAUAAGUAUUGAGACCCUUUGCUAUGAGACUCGAAAUUGAGCUCAGGUGCAUCCUGUUUCCAUUGAUCAUCCUUGAAAUGUUUCUACAACUUGAUUGGAGUCCACCUGUGGUAAAUUCAAUUGAUUGGACAUGACACCUGUUUAUAUAAGGUCCCACAGUGCAUUUCAGAGCAAAACCCAAGCCAUGAGGUCAAAGGAAUUGUCCGUAGAGCUCCGAGACAGGAUUGUGUCGAGGCACAGAUCUGGUAAAGGGUACCAAAAAAUGUCUGCAGCAUUGAAGGUCCCCAAGAACACAGUGGCCUCCAUCAUUCUUAAAUGGAAGAAGUUUGGAACCACCAAGACUCUUCCUAGAACUAGCCAACCCAGCCAAACUGAGCAAUCGGGGGAGAAGGAAGGGCCUUGGUCAGGGAGGUGACCAAGAACCCGAUGGUCACUCUGACAGAGCUCCAGAGAUCAUCUAUGGAGAUGGGAGAACCUUCUAGAAGGACAACCAUCUCUGCAGCACUCCACCAAUCAUGCCUUUAUGGUAGAGUUGCCAGACGGAAGCCACUCGUCAGUAAAAGGCACAUGACAGCCCGCUUGGAGUUUGCCAAAAGGCACUUAAACAAGAAACAAGAUUCUCUGGUCUGAUGAAACCAAGAUUGAACUCUUUGGCCUGAAUGCCAAGCAUCAUGUAUGGAGGAAACCUGGCACCAUCCCUAAGGUGAAGCAUGGUGGUGGCAGCAUCAUGCUGUGGGGAUGUUUAUCAGCUGCAGGGACUGGGAGACUAGUCAGGAUCGAGGCAAAGAUGAAUGGAGCAAUGUACAGAGAGAUCCUUGAUGAAAACCUGCUCCAGAGCGCUCAGGACCUCAGACUGGGGUGAAGGUCUGAGGUCCUUAGGUUCGUUGUCCAACAACGACCCUAAGCACACAGCCAAGACAACGCAGGAGUGGCUUUGGGAUAAGUCUCUGAAUGUCCUUGAGUGUCCCAGCCAGAGCCCAGACUUGAACCCGAUCGAACAUCUCUGGAGAGACCUGAAAAUAGCAGUGCAGCGACGCUCCCCAUCCAACCUGACAGAGCUUGAGAGGAUCUGCAGAGAAGAAUGGGAGAAACUCCCUAAAUACAGGUGUGCCAAGCUUGUAGCGUCAUACCCAAGAAGACUCGAGGCUGUAAUCGCUGCCAAAGGUGCUUCAACAAAGUAUUGAGUAAAGGGUCUGAAUACUUAUGUAAAUUAGAUAUUUCAGUUUUUUGCUUUUAGAUGAAUCUGUUUUUGCUUUUUCAUUAUGGGGUAUUGUGUGUAGAUUGAUGAGGAUAAAAAACAAUUUAAUCAAUUUUAGAAUAAGGCUGUAACAUAACAAAAUGUGGAAAAAGUCAAGGGGUCUUAAUACUUUACGAACGCGCUGUAUAUCAGAUAAAUCUUAGAUAGCUAACUUAAACAAACUCAGAUUACGCAAUGGAUUUUCUCUAGAUACUGUCAUAUGUGAAACUGAAAGCCCUGGCUAUGGAGUCCCAAGGUUGUGGGUGUAUGUUGAUUCGAAAAGUGUCUUGUGCAGAUUCACAUGGUUUGGUUGGUUACUUUGCUAAUUGCUAUUGUUAUGCAAACAAUUUAAACCUUUUGCUUAUCAGGCAGCCUAGCGGUUAAGAGUGUUGGGCCAGUAACCGAAAGGUCGCUAGUUCGAAUCCCCGAGCCGACUAAGUGAAAAAUCUGUCUGUGUCCUUCAGCAAGGCACUUAACCCUAAUUGCUCCUGUCAGUCACUCUGGAUAAGAGUGUCUGCUAAAUGACUAAAAUGUAAAUGUAACCCUUAUGCUGCUAUGGUUACUAUGCUAACUUUUAUUUCCCCCACUUUAUGGACUUUUAGCUGUGUGACUAUGCACUGCACCUGUCUAAUGGCAAUGUGCCGGGAGAGAGCGUCCCUAUCGCAGCGAGGAAACAGGUCAUUUCUACGUGGGUGUGGACCAAGAGGCUCCUCCAGCAGCAGAUUGGACAGAAGCUAGACAUUGACGAUGAGGUACAGUAACAUAACGUUCCAGGUCUCCCUUUGGAAAUAGGUUUUCUGUCCUCAAUGGGACUUCCUGGUUAAAUAAAUGUUAGAUAAAAUCAAAUAAAAACAUGCUCACUCAGUCAAGUUAGUCACUAUGAUAAGCUGUUUAUGAAUCUGCCUGGCUGUCGGCCCACCACCUCAAGCUCAACCUCGUCAAGACGGAGCUGCUGUUCCUCUUGUGGAAGGCCUGCCCGUUCCAAGACCUCUCCAUCACAGUUGACAACUCCACGGUGUCUCCCUCCCAGAGUGCAAAUAACCUUGGCUUGACCCUGGACAACCCUGUCGUUCUCCACAAACAUCAAAGCAUUGACUCCCUCCUGCAGGUUCAUGCUCUACAAUAUCCAGAGUACAACCCUACCUCGCACAGGAAGCGCCACAUGUCCUAAUCCAGGCACUCGUCAUCUCCCUUCUGGACUACUGCAACUCUCUGUUGGCUGGGCUCCCCGCUUGUGCCAUCAAAUCCCUGCAACGCCACAGCCCGCCUGGUGUUCAACCUUCCCAAGUUCUCCCAUCUCACCCCGCUUCUCCGCACACUCCACUGGCUUCCAGUCGAAGCUCGCAUCCGCUUCAAGACCCUGGUGCUUGCCUACGGAGCAGCAAGGGAAACUGCCCUUCCCUACCUUCAGGCUAUGCUCAAACCCUACACCCCAACCCGACACUUAACCCGACACUUACAGCGCCGGAAGAAGAUGGCUGCCGUUUUACAGCCCUCUAACCAAUUGUACUAUUAUGUGUGUUUUUCCGCGUUAUUUGUAAUUUAUUUUGUACAUAAUGUUUCUGCCAUCGUCUCUUAUAACCAAAGAGAGCUUCUGGAUAUCAGGACAGCGAUUACUCACCUCGCAUUGGACGAAGACUUUUUCUUCAACGAGGCGUUCGCGAAGGAUAUUCUACAGACACCCAACAAGGCCCAGAUCCCCGUCAUUCGCGUGAGGAAGAGACGGAGAUAUCGUGGACGCAGAUCCGGGUGCCUUGUAAGGAUCCGACGGCGUGCGAGUAAACUGCCUCUCCCAUCAAUCCUAUUAGCCAACGUUCAAUCUUUUGAGAAUAAAAUUGACGAUUUAAGAUUACGGUUAUCCUACCAACGGGACAUUAAAAACUGUAAUAUCUUAUGUUUCACGGAGUCGUGGCUGAACGACAACAAUGACAACAUUCAGCUAGCAGGCUAUACGCUACAUCGGCAGGACAGAACGUCUGACUCUGGUAAGACAAGGGGCGGCGGUCUGUGUAUAUUUGUAAACAACAGCUGGUGCACAAAAUCAAAUACUAAGGAAGUCUCGAGGUUUUGCUCGCCUGAGGUAGAGUAUCUUAUGAUAAGCUGUAGACCACACUAUUUACCAAGAGAGUUUUCAUCUAUAUUUUUAAUAGCUGUCAAUUUACCACCACAAACCAAUGCUGGCAUUAAGAUUGCACUGAAUGAGUUGUACAAGGCCAUUAAUCAACAGGAAAACGCUCAUCCAGAUGCAGCGCUCCUAGUAGCCGGGGACUUUAAUGCAGGGAAACUUAAAUCCGUUCUACCUAAUUUCUACCAGCAUGUUAAAUGUGCAACCAGAGGGGAAAAAACUCUAGACCACCUUUACUCCACACACAGAGACGCAUACAAAGCUCUCCCUCGCCCUCCAUUUGGCAAAUCUGACCAUAACUCUAUCCUCCUGAUUCCUGCUUAUAAGCAAAAACUGAAGCAGGAAGCACCAGUGAUUCGGUUAAUAAAAAAGUGGUCAGAUGACGCAGAUGCUAAGCUACAGGACUGUUUUGCUAGCACAGACUGGAACAUGUUCCGGGAUUCUUCAGACAGCAUUGAGGAGUACACCACAUCAGUCACUGGCUUCAUCAAUAAGUGCAUCGAUGAUGUCGUCCCCACAGUGACCGUACGUACAUACCCCAACCAGAAGCCAUGGAUUACAGGAAACAUCCGCACUGAGCUAAAGGGUAGAGCUGGCGCUUUCAAGGAACGGGACUCUAACCCGGACGCUUAUAAGAAAUCCCGCUAUGACCUCCGACGAACCAUCAAACAGGCAAAGAGUCAAUACAGGUCUAAGAUUGAAUCAUACUACACUGGCUCUGACGCUCGUCGGAUGUGGCAGGGCUUGAAAACUAUUACAGACUACAAAGGGAAGCACAGCCGCGAGCUGCCCAGUGACACAAGCCUACCAGACGAGCUAAACCACUUCUAUGCUCGCUUCGAGGCAAGCAACACUGAAGCAUGCAUGAGAGCACCAGCUGCUCCGGACGACUAUGUGAUCACGCUCUCCGUAGUCGAUGUGAGUAAGACUUUUAAGCAGGUCAACAUUCACAAGGCCGCAGGGCCAGACGGAUUACCAGGACGUGUACUCCGAGCAUGUGCUGACCAACUGGCAAGUGUCUUCACUGACAUUUUCAACAUGUCCCUGACUGAGUCUGUAAUACCAACAUGUUUCAAGCAGACCACCAUAGUCCCCGUGCCCAAGAACUCUAAGAUAACCUGCCUAAAUGACUACCGACCCGUAGCACUGACGUCUGUAGCCAUGAAGUGCUUUGAAAGACUGGUCAUGGCUCACAUCAACAGCAUAAUCCCAGAAACCCUAGACCCACUCCAAUUUGCAUACCGCCCCAACAGAUCCACAGAUGAUGCAAUCUCUAUCGCACUCCACACUGCCCUUUCCCACCUGGACAAGAGGAACACCUACGUGAGAAUGCUAUUCAUUGACUACAGCUCAGCAUUCAACACCAUAGUGCCCUCUAAGCUCAUCACUAAGCUAAGGAUCCUGGGACUAAACACCUCCCUCUGCAACUGGAUCCUGGACUUCCUGACGGGCCGCCCCCAGGUGGUAAGGGUAGGUAACAACACAUCUGCCACACUGAUCCUCAACACGGGGGCCCCUCAGGGGUGCGUGCUCAGUCCCCUCCUGUACUCUCUGUUCACCCAUGACUGCAUGGCCAGGCACGACUCCAACACCAUCAUUAAGUUUGCCGACGACACAACAGUGGUAGGCCUGAUCACCGACAACGAUGAGACAGCCUAUAGGGAGGAGGUCAGAGAUCUGGCCGUGUGGUGCCAGGACAACAACCUCUCCCUCAACGUGACCAAGACAAAGGAGAUGAUUGUGGACUACAGGAAAAAAAAGAGGACUGAGCACGCCCCCAUUCUCAUCGACGGGGCUGUAGUGGAACAGGUUGAGAGCUUCAAGUUCCUUGGUGUCCACAUCACCAACGAACUAUCAUGGUCCAAACACACCAAGACAGUUGUGAAGAGGGCACGACAAAGCCUAUUCCCCCUCAGGAGACUAAAAAGAUUUGGCAUGGGUCCUCAGAUCCUCAAAAAAUUCUACAGCUGCACCAUCGAGAGCAUCCUGACUGGUUGCAUCACCGCCUGGUAUGGCAACUGCUUGGCCUCUGACCGCAAGGCACUACAGAGGGUAGUGCGUACGGCCCAGUACAUCACUGGGGCAAAGCUCCCUGCCAUCCAGGACCUCUAUACCAGGCGGUGUCAGAGGAAGGCCCUCAAAAUUGUCAAAGACUCCAGCCACCCUAGUCAUAGACUGUUCUCUCUGCUACCGCACGGCAAGCGGUACCGGAGUGCCAAGUCUAGGUCCAAAAGACUUCUCAACAGCUUCUACCCCCAAGCCAUAAGACUCCUGAACAGCUAAUCAUGGCUACCCGGAAUAUUUGCACUGCCCCCCCACCCCAUCCUUUUUACGCUGUUGCUACUCUGUUAAGUAUUUAUGCAUAGUCACUUUAACUCUACCCACAUGUACAUAUUACCUCAACUACCUCAACUAGCCGGUGCCCCCGCACAUUGACUAUGCAACGGUACCCCCCUGUAUAUAUAGCCUCCCUACUGUCACUUUAUUUUACUGUAUAUAUAGCCUCCCUACUGUCACUUUAUUUUACUUCUGCUCUUUUUUUCUCAACACUUUUUUGUUGUUGUUUUAUUCUUACUUUUUUUGUUUAAAAUAAAUGCACUGUUGGUUAAGGGCUGUAAGUAAGCAUUUCACUGUAAUGUCUGCACCUGUUGUAUUCGGCGCAUGUGACCAAUAAAAUUUGAUUUGAUUUGAAGCACUCAGUUCUGCCACCUCUGGUCUCUUGGCCCUCCCACCCCUACGGGAGGCCAGCUCCCGCUCAGCCCAGUCAAAGCUUUUCUCUGUCCUGGCACCCCAAUGGUGGAACUAGCUUCCUCCUGACUCUCAUCCCCUUCACUCAAAACUCAGUCAUAGCAGCAGCCGGACAAGGGGAAAGAGACUUCUUCAAAUAUGGGGACUCUUUUAUUCCAACAGCCAUUAAGCUGUAUAAUAGAUAGUUUUUUGGUCCCUAUAGUAUAUAGCAAAUUGCACUUUCACUUUAAAUGUGUAGCUAUAGCACUUUUAAUUUAUUCUAUAGUGUAGGUUCUGUGUUUUCAUGUUUUAUGUACCGUCUUUUUAAGCACAUGACCAAAUGAAUUUCCCCUGGUGGAUCUGAAGGACAGCAGAGUACCUGCCCAUCUUUUGAAAACAUCUGAAUUCCCCCACACACAAAACACAACUAACUAACACCCUUGCCUUUCUUAAACUAAAACUUGCACUUGACUUUUUCCUGCUAGCACUGGCUUUGCUGAUAGCUACUUUGAGGAAAAUGUUUCUUACUAUAACUGAGAUGUGGUUGUCUCACCUAGCUAUCUUAAGAUGAAUGCACUAACUGUAGGUCACUCUGGAUAAGAGCAUCUGCUAAAUGACUAAAAUGUACAAUUACAAAAUGUCGUUAUUCCCCCAAACUCUGUGUCAGUGCAAUGUUAAUGUGAGAAGAAAUAUGAUUCAUCACCCAACCGUCUAUAUACAGUAAAAAUCAUUGUUUUAACUCAGUAACAGUGUCACAACGGGAUAGUGAAUCAUUUAUUCAUUUCAAAUGUCAGUCUCAUUGAUAUACUGUACAUGUAUGAUUGUGCCUGUCAGAGAUAGCAUUGUUAAUAAAUGUAUAUGGUUUUGACUGGUAAGCCACGGUACCAUUGUGAUGAAAUAUUCAGUUGUAUCUCUGUUUGUCUUUCCAGUGUAAGAAUGAGGCAGUGUCAGCCAUGACACGUGUGCUGGUUGGAGUGGAAAUGCUGCUAUGCAACAGUCACCCCAGGCAUAUAGAGUUCUCUGUCCCUAGUCUCUCUACGGUAGGUCCUGCUUUCUUGGCCAGGUGGAGACAGAUGCCUUUAGAGCAGAGUGUCUCUCAAGUGUGUUUGUUCUUACUUAUUUUUUGGCCAGGCGACAACAGGGGCCUUGAGACCGUACUGGUAAUCAGAGCAUUUGUCCAUGUCUAUGUCUGUGAGUUUGGUCAAAAAUGCUUCCUCAAAUUAACAUCUUAUUUGAUUUGUUUGUUUAAAUUUCCUAGCCCUGUAGGACUGUAUGCAUUUCAGUCCUGCAUUCUUGCAUCAUUAAACCCCAGUUCUAGGGAUCCAGAGGACAGAGCACUCAUUGCCUCUUUCUCCCUCAUCUCCCUCCCCUUCUCCUCCUUCCCUACUAUUUUCCUCUCCUUUCUCCUCCCCUCUCCUCUCCUCUCUCCAUCCUCUCCUCUAGCUGGUCCGCAUGGCAUCAGACUGCAAGUGGAGUGACCCUGUGGUCGAGCUGCAGGUGUGGACACACCUGGCUUGCUUCUCUCACCAGGCCCAAGACCACAACCUGGUCAUGACCUGCAGCCACAAUGCACUGCAGCUGGAGGCUGCUGCAGCUCAGAGGUUGAAGGUCAUGGCCUAUGCUCUGUAGGUGUUGGUUACUAUGGUGACUUUGAUUCCAUCAGUUUUAUCAAGGCUGAAAUGGUCAGAUCUUCCCUGUAUGUUUUACCUGUUUUACCUAUCUACCCAUUUCGGUCAAUUUGCCUUUCAAUAAAAAUAUGGGAUGGGAUCACGUGUUUGGUUACAUAGCAAGAUGAGGUGCAAAUGACACCUACAGUAGUGUCCACAAGAUAACAUUACAAUAUACUCACGGCCAUGUGUGCAGUAAUAAUUUUAUGUUACAACAAUGUGCAAUAUACUAUCAUCGAAUUACUUCAGUAAAUGGUUAUCUUCAAGGCUUUAAGGUCCCACUCUUUGUAGGGAUCUGACAAUCAGUCAUUCUAAAAAAUGGUGACUGUCAAUGUCUACAUUACUGUAGCAGUGACAUUUUGUCAAAUUUCUGACUGGCUGACUGAUUAUCUGAACUACGUAUUUGUCCGCUUAUUUAAUAAAAAAAUGUUUGACCUUUUCAAGGUACAGCCGGUCAGCCGUGGAGGAGAUGUUGAGCAAUGCUGCAUGUCUAAGAGGAUUGAGCAUGGUCCACAAGUCAAAUGGACAUCCUCACAGUUACAGAGAAGCCUUGCAGAUGCUCCAGUCCAGUGUCAGGUUAGUUUCUGUUUUCUGUCAUUCCUAAACAAUAGUUUGCUCAUCACUUUGUUCUCUUUUUGUCUCCCCUACGUCUCUUUCUCUCUCGCUUUCUCUCUCUCUCUCGUUCUCGAUCUCUUUCUCUCCUCUUUAUGUUUCUCUCCAUUUCAACCCUCUUCAUAUCCAUUUGUGCCAUAACAACCAAUGCUUUCUCUCUUCUUCAGCUAUGCGGAGCGGGCAGGUAACUCUGUCCUGUGUAUGGCUACAGCGCGCCACUACUGGAACAACUGCCUGCCCCUGACUGAGACCUCACUGGAGAGACAGCAGCUCCGACAGCAUCUAGAGAAGAUCCUGAAAGCCCUGGUCCACACCAGCAAGAAAGACCCAACUGUAAGAACCCCAUCUCGAACUAGCCUGGUCCCAGAUCUAGUUUUAUAGCAAACUCCUAUCGUGUUUCUCUGGUACGAGCCCCUCUCCCAACUGGCUUCUGUACAGUAUGUGUAUCAUUGGUGCUGUCACUGUAAAAUUACUCCUAUUCAAUCUAGUGGGGUUUGAAGUGUUCAUGUGUAUGAUUAAUUUUCUCUGGUGGUUUAAGCAGGGGGAAGAGAAGGGAUGGUCUACCCUGACUGUGAUGCCCUCUGUGACCUCACCGCUGGAAGCCUCAAGUGAUUCCACACACAAACUUCAAAUGCUCAUACCGCACAAACCUUUGACUGCUGUUUCACAGCUAACUACUACUUUUUAUUCUAUAAUCUUGUUUAUGACUUUAAUUCCAUAAGCCUGCUUAUUCAUUUAUUUCCAAAACGGCCUAUCUCGUGCUGUAUCAUUCUCAAACACCACUAGUAGACAUGAUAGAUGAAGUCACAUUCCCACGCACACCAGUAGGCCAUUAGAUCUGUGGCAUUUACAUCCAAGCAGUCACAUAGAGUAUUGCCUUUCCCUGAAGUUCUCAGUUACCCAACCUAUUCACUCUCUAUACACUCUAGCUAUGGAAUCCAAAUGAAUUUGUAUUCUCAUGAUCUAUUCCUUUCUUUCUGUGUGUGUGUCUGUGCAUUUGUGUUUGCAUGUGUGCGUGUGUGGGUUUAUCUAUGACCGUGUUUGUGUGUGUGCGUCUCUGUCUGUGUGUGCGUGUGUAGGCACGGGCAGCCCUGAGGAUGAUCUGACCCUGAGAGCUGCCAUGUACGGCCUGCUGUUCCACAUCCACGCAGACAGCUCAGAUUGGACAGGAGCUCUGACGCUGCUGGAGCAGGCUAUCAGAGACAUGCCCCGCACCAGACACAGGCUGUGAGUGCUGGAGAGAAAUGAUGGUGGAAAUAAGGGAGAUAGAAAGGGGGAAGGCCAGGAGGAAAGGGAGAGAGAUGGAAGAGGUUAAAGGCUGUGAGUACUACACUGACACUAGGAGAGAACGGGUGAAAGGAGAGCAGGGAGGGAGAGAGAGAGGGAAAAGGUUAUACAGGACUGCGGACUUCUAUUUGUAUUUUUGUAUUUAUUAGGGAUCCCCAUUAGCUCCUGCCUAUUACUCUUCCUGGGGUCCAAACAUAUUAAAGCACUUACAUUACAUAUAAAACAAAAGAUAAAACAGAACAUCAUAUAACAUUAUUACACUGCUACAUAUCUACAAUACAAAAUGUUUAAUACCACCAUACAACAAUAUCACAAUGUGUGCGUAUGCAUGUGUCUGUAACUUUGUUUACCUUUCCUAUCACUGGCGUCAUCACAUUUCUGUGUGCUUAUUUGUAUGCAUGCGCAUGCUGUAUGCAUGAGUGCAUGUUAAUAUGCCUUGAUAUGAAUAUGACGUUAUAAGUAAGUAUGUGGGUAGAUGUGUGUUUUAUGAAAUGUCAUAUUUUGGAUAUGGGCAAUUCCAUCAUUAUGGAAGCCUCAGCGAAAAAGCCUGACCCUUAUUGGGUGAAUGAGUAUAACUUAAAAUGUUUGAUUUGUAAAAUCUACUUCUUAAAUGAUUUAGUUUUUUGUGUGUGGUUUGUUUCAGCUUUUGCGAGGGCUGUUCAGAGUGUAAAAUCCUUAGUUAUGAAAACAUUAGGUCUUGACAGUUUAGCCGGAGGAGAUGCCCUUAAUAAAGCAUCACACAAGUUUUUCAAUGUUUGAAAAGGAAAUAUGAAACUUAACUUUUUCAUGGCCAUUAUCACGAUCAUAUUUCUGUGGAGUUACCCAUGUGUGAGAAUGUGAUACCCUUUUCACACUACUGAGCCAAGAUAAGCUGUACUGUGCUGGCCUGGUUACAGAUCCACAUAGUUACUGGAAAUGACAAUGUGAAAAGAAAAUGUCUGAGCCAGUAUGGUUUGGGUUGGCACGAUGGUGUGAAAAGGGCAUGAGAAUGUGAAACUGUGCUUGUCCUCUCCCUGACUGUGCCCUAGGCUCCUGUUCAAGCACCGGGUACUGGUGAGGGCCCGGCUGGGGGAGAGUGUGGUGAUGGACAUGCAGAAGUUCCGGGAUGAAGGGGAACUCUACUGCUCCCACAUGUGGCACAGAGUGGCGCUGUGUUCUGGGGAGAUUCUGCAGCAGUUGGCCUGCUACCAGAAUGCCAUUACCUCUUUACUGGUAGGGAAAGGGAAAGGGGAUAUCUAGUCAGUUGCACAACUGAAUACAUUCAACCGAAAUGUGUCUUCCGCAUUUAACCCAACCCCUCUGAAUCAGAGAGGUGCGGGGGGCUGCCUUAAUCUAGGUCCACGUCAUCGGAGCCCAGGGAGCAAUUGUUGAGGGGGUUAGCUGGCUUGCUCAAGGGCAGAACGGCAUAUUUUCCCACCUUGCCGGCUCGGGGAAUCGAACAAGCAACCUUUCGUUGGCACACCUCUGCUAACACAGACACAUUCUCACACACACAUGCACAAACAUAUACACACGUGAAGACACAUUCAUGUACAAACACACCUACACCACACACAUACACAUUCAAUUUUGCAUUUUCACUGUUGAUUACUUUACAUACAUACACAUACAGUUAUUCAGUGUGCUCUUCGAAGUGUGAAAGAUUGCAGCACUUCCUUGCCAGGUCUGAAUCCAAGUGGCGCUAUUGAGCUAAGGGACUCUAGCAGCAUCUAGUGGAAGCUUAGUGCUAUUGCAGCCAGGCUCUGUGCACUGCUUAUGCUGUAGCUAUGAAUGGGUGAACCUUAUGGGUUUGUUGUGUUUGUGUAGAGUGUGAAGAGUCAGUGGCAGAAGGUGGAUUACCUGUUGGAGUUUGGGGAGUGGCUGUACUGUCAGAACUUUCCCCUGGCUGACGCCCAGCACCAGAUACAGUGGGCUAUCGACAUCCUCCUGCACAUGAUCACAGACCAGGAAGAGAGCAAUGGUAUGUUUCUUGUCAUUGUUAUGUGUUUGUGUGAUUGCUAUGUAAAGGUCUGUUAAGUUACUGAAGAAUAGUAAACAAUUUAAUUUUAAAUUAAAAUUUUAAUUAAUAGAGAAGACUGGUUCCAAGGGAAGCAAACUGAAAGAACCGGCGAGGAGAGAGAAUUCCCAACGAGGUACUGAUUUCUCUUGGGAUGAGUCUAUACAUGUAUGUUGAAUGCUGUGUGUGUGCGCUUGUGCUUGUACAUGUACACCAGACUUGGGUUCAAAUACUAUUUCAUAUUUUUUUCAAAUAUUUUAGCAGAGGUUGAUUGAGCUUGCUUGGACCCAAGAUAAUAGUCUCAAAACUGCAACCCUGCCACUCUAGCACUACAGACAGGCCAGAGCAAAUGGGAAAGUAUUUUAAAGAUUUAAAAUAGUGUUUGAACCCAGGUGUACAGUAUGUGGGGAAUUCCGAUCCGAGUUAAGCAUGCGUAACUGGAACGUAGUUCCCUUUAUAUGCACUUUUCUCUCUAUGCCUAUUCUGACCUUGAACUUAAGCCUGAGAAUAGCAUCCUAUUCACCCGCUAUUCAUUUCGGGGUGGAGAUCUAAGAAAUGAAGGUGUGGUGGAGGUGUGUCUACAGAUACGCCGUAUUCUGACCUUUACUUUAUUCCCUCAUAAUUCCACCACCUUUACACGCAAUGAAAUUAUGAUUAAGGUCGAGCAACCUGUGGAACAACAUCUACUUAUUUUUUUGUGAUAGAAAUAACACCAUUCUCCAUGCACUGUAAUUUACAAAUUGAUAAGAGCUAGGUAAAUGAGUAAGCCGUUUGGAUAAGGGGAUUGUAAAUAUAAAUUACAAUUGUUUAAGAUCUAUUUUACCUUAUGAUCGCUGGGGACAAAUGUGAAACCAGUCAUAUGGCAGCAAACUGAAGCAUAUCAACAUAUCACCUUUUCCACAGUGAAGUUUAUGAAAUGGUGGCCUUAUAACUUGUAAGGAUGACAUUUGGAGACCAAAGCUAUAGGCUUCUGUAGCCAUGUGCAAAUGACAGUAGGCCUAUAGCGCCAAACCUACCAAGUUGAUUUAUAUGAUUUCUAAAAUGUUUUAAUUAUGGCCAGACUUUUCACUGUAUUUAAAAAGUAUGGUGUUAACUAUUAGCCACUAUCGGUAGCCACCGUCAGUAACCCUACAUACAUUUAUUACUCUCACUUUUGUUAGUUUCCUUACAUUUUGCAUGAUUCCAUUACAUCGUUAGUUUACCUUUAUUUCCUCUGUCACGUAUUGCUAGCAAUAGUGGAUCAUAUUAGGCUAAUGUAUUACAAGUUGUGCAAUAAUUUGGGACAUGUAGCCUAUUUGAGUCAUUAUGGAACGCAGACCAUACAUAGCAGUUUAAACCUGGAGCAUAGCGCAUGGUUCAUGAUGACCGUUGUCAUCACAGUUCCAUGAUUAGUGAGGAUUAUUAGGGUAGAUUUAUAUGACUACUGUUCAACCCCUAUUGUACGCUGACCUUCCAAUAUUUAAUGUAUUGAACAAUUGAAUAUGGCAACUUCAGGAUGAAUCAAACCACUGUAUUUUUGAUUCACCAAUAUAUUUACUGCGUAAAGCUCUCCAAAUCUUAUUCAUUCAUAAAUACUUUCUAACCCUAAAUAAUAUACAAGAUCAGAAUAUUUUUAAAUCUACCAAUUGAUGCUGAAAAGGAGACGAAUAUGCGUGUAUUUAGGCUUACAUGGCUUUCUUUCAUUGAUCCCUAAUAUUCUGAACCGUUCUCUCCAUAUAUUCUAGUGAGUCUGUCGAGAAAAUUCAAACUAGAGGUACCCACAUUUAAAGGGAUGGCUUUAGAUAAAUGUACUGAAAAACCUAUUGAAGGAAAACUCCACAAGAAAAUCUGUUGGCAAGUGGGAGGGUUUUCAGAUGUUGAAUUACAUUUAUUUGGUGCGUGCAAAGGAACCAUGCCUACAAAGCCUGUUACGCACCUGCAUAAGGUAAGUCUGAAUACCAACUACUGAGAAGUGCGUAGGAAAGGCGUGCAGAAGAAGGCGUACAUUUCUUAAGUCUGAAUCGGGGCCUAUGUGUGUAUCCAGGCUCUGUCGCAGCCGGCCGCGACCGGGAGACUCAUGGGCGGCGCACAAUUGGCCCAGCGUCGUCCAGGGUAGGGGAGGGAAUGGCCGGCAGGGAUGUAGCUCAGUUGAUAGAGCAUGGCGUUUGCAACGCCAGGGUUGUGGGUUCGAUUCCCACGGGGGGCCAGUAUAAAAAAAAAAGAUGUAUUCACUAACUGUAAGUCGCUCUGGAUAAGAGCGUCUGCUAAAUGACUAAAAUGUAAAUGUAAAUGUAUCCUCCUUCCUUACAGAUGAGUCGGGAGAAGGGACAUUGCUGAUACCAGUGAAGGUUCAGUCCCACAUCGGGGUGCAGGGGGUGGUGUCUGGGCCCUGUCUCUCUGACCUCAGGGAGGUGAGGCGUCUGGACAGCCUGGUCAGAGCACACACUCUGCUGGCCGCCAUGGGGGACAGGGCAUCCCCCCACCACCAACAGAACCUACUCAGGGCCUAUAGCCUAGUGCUGCAGAUCUGGCAGGUAGGGACUCCUUUAAAAGCGACCACACCUAAGUUGUGUUCAUGAGGGCACACCGUAGCAAAACAUUUUGUAAUAGACAACAGGUUCAGAUAGUACCUUUUACGUUUCAUGCCUACUGAACACGAUCCAGUAAUUUCACUAUGUUUUAUACCAGCAGAUGCAUACAGUAUAAGCCACAAAAUGGUUUCUCAGUUGUUGUUUUUUUAUUUACGUUUAACAAAACGACGAGUGAUAGCAGUGCACUCCCAUCGCAGGUGUCCAUGGCAACUGCACGUGAGGUAAUCAGGGAGAUGAUGAAGAAUCCUCUAGUCCCAGCGUCCCGGCCAUGUCCCUCUGCAACAGCCAAAAAAGAAAAAGAUAAGGAGAAGGACAAAGGCAAAAAGUCUAAAGAGGUAGACCUGACCACCCAGACAGACUUCUUGAGAGAAGUCCAUGGCUAUUUUUAGUUGUUUUCUCAUUGUAUAGCAUUGCAAAUGACAAGUAAUGAAUAAUACGAUAUGUUAUUUUACCAUUGUACAGUCUUGCCAAUGUGCAGUUUACAGUAUUUGUACAGUUAAAUUGUACACUUUUGCCAGCUGAAAGCAAUUAGGAAUGAAUAUUAUGCCAAGGAAUACCAGAGCUUUUCUGUGUUUAAACAGCCACCCCCUAUUGAGGAGAAGCCCAAAGCCCGAAGGCCACAGGAUGAUGUGUUGCCCUCCAGCCCAGAGGAGUGGGCACAGUUUGACUGUCCCGAGGAGGUCCGCCAGGCCUUCAGAUUCGACACCAGCCCCCACUGCAUCAACAAACGCAGCAUCAGCAAACAGGCAGGCACCACUAAGCUCUCUCUUACUGCCUCUGUCAUAGAGCUCAAUGGGGCCAUAUUCAUUAGGGCACACCGUAGCAAAACGUUUUGCAACAGAAAAUGGACAAGUUCAGGUAGUCUGUCCCUAUUUCAGUCUGUUUUCUUCCUUUUGGUCCUUGAGUCAUUAUCGGAACAGGGACUGUUUCAAUUGGCCGUGGCGGCUCAGGGUCGAAGGCUUGAAAGCCGGAAACAUAGACAAGAUAUUGAUCCUCGUCUUGACAAGUCAUAAUUUGUUUGUUGGAUGUUGUGUUGCAAAUCAGAAUGUUGAGAUGAAAAAUAAGUGUAUUAAAUUAAGCUUAAAUUAAAGACGUGUAGUGAUAAUCCCGUGUAGCUCAGUUGGUAGAGCUUGCAACGCCAGGGUUGUGGGUUCGAUUCCCACGGGGGACCAGUAUGAAACUGUAUGCACUCACUAACUGUAAGUCGCUCUGGAUAAGAGCGUCUGCUAAAUGACUAAAAUGUAAAUGUAAAAUGUGAUUGAUUUAUCUUAUGCCACUACAGUAUGCUAGUAUUAGGUGACACAAUUAUGCUUGGUAAUCAUACAAAUUAAAUGAGAACAUGCUCAGAUGGUGCAGUCCUACACAGUGUCAAAUAUGCUAAAUGAUGACCAGUCCAACACUUCAUGUGAUAUCAGGCUGUACUGUAGUGCAUUUUUUUCUCUGUUCUGUUCCACAAGCUGUAUCACCACAUACAGGUAGACAAGUUCUUAUUGUCUAUGGCUCAAAGUUUGUCCUACACGUUCUACACAUCAACUUUUACCACUGUCCUGCACUUUAACUACUUAUUCAAUUACUAAUUACAAAGGCAGGAUGUUAAUGAAACAAAAGAGUCAUGAUUAAGUAAUGUAUUUACUUCCCUUUCUUCCUGUGUCUGGGUGACUACAGACUCAGAGCCUGUUCUUCCUGGACCUUCUGGUAAAAGAGCUGCAGUCUCUCUCUCUCACCCACCUGACUCUUCCCAUACUGCACCUGGCUGAGGUCAUUGCCCAUGACCUGCUGGACAGAAGGAGCCUCUCUGACCUCUACUGUCUCAGGUGAAGCACGCCAAUAUGGCGUCAAGAGUUUAUUCUUUCUGUGUAUGCACAGGUGCAAUACUGCUACUUUCACUGGAAAUAGUCUCUGGGGCGUUUUACCAGAUACCAGGCUAAUACUGGACUAAAAAGCAUUUUCAAUGGAGAUUCUCCAUCUACCUUGCUUUUUAGUCCAGGACUUACUAUGUGUCCAGGAAACUGUGCAUACAAAACAUGAAGAACACCUGCUCUGACCACCAGGUGAAUCCAGGCGAAAGCUAUGAUCCAUUAUUUAUGUCAUUUGUUAAAUCCACUUCAAUCAGUGUAGAUGAAGGGGAGGAGACAGGUUAAAGAAGGAUUUCUAAGCCUUGAGACAAUUGAGAUUGUGUACAGUAUGUGUGCCAUUCAGAGGGUGAAUAGGCAAGACAAAAAAUGUUAAACUCAAUAUUAGGAAGGAGGUCCUAAUGUUUGGUAUACUCAGAGUAUGUUAGUUAAGGCUACUGCUUUUACUUUUGUCUUGUCAAUUAUUGAAAAACGGUAUAGAGCUAAACAUUCAAUAUGAAAGGUUUUCAACAUUUAUGUCAAUGUGUUGUCCAAAUCCUGCCCAUUGCAGAAUCAUUGAUUUAUUGUGAAAUAUUACCUAAUAGUUUUCUCAUUUAUUUCCUUAUUCUAACGUUUUAGAAUUGUGAGGAGCUGUUCUCAGCUGGUUAUGGAGACAUCUACAGUGUACCACGAGAAGCUCCUGAGCCUGACUGGUAUCCAUGAGCAGGAACAAAUGGAGUAUGUGUGCCCCACUCUUUCCCACCAGCUCCUGUACAUACUGAAUACUAAUUUGUAUUGGAUCUGUAGUGUUUACUCUUACUCUGUUACUAGUGUUUUGUCCUGUUUUGAUCUCCUGUACAUUCAUUAUUUCAUUGCAGGUGUCGCAAAGCUAUAGCUUUACAAAGAGAGAGAAACAGCCUGUAUAUGGAUUAUAAUUGCAAAACUGACAAUGAGGUUAGUUUCAAAGCGCCAUAGCUGAAAUGACCAAGCAGGAGAGACUAAAUCUCUGUACCAUACAAGGUGUAUUAUCACUGCAAGUGUUUAUAGACCUAGAAUUUAAGAGAAAGAAAGCGAAAUGACCCCUGAAAUGAAUAACUGUACUAGUUCUUAGUUUGAUUAUACUUUUAUUAUAGUUGAAAGCAUGAUUGGCAAGCAGCACAGGUGGAUUACAGUCAAACGCAGACAGGGAUGUAUGUCCUAACUGCACUAUCAUAAUGUGAAACUCAUAUCACAUCAUUAUCACAGGUUCAUGAGAGUUUAAUUAGUUGCGUCAUUAAAUUUCAUAUGGCCAUCACUCAUGUCAAUCUUGCGAGCAUUAUUAAUGGUUGUAAUUUCUCAUUGCCUUAACCAGAGAUCUGUAGCCCAUGAACAAUCCUUUAGAUUUACAGUAUGUUCAGACCUAACCUAUUGAGUUCAUUCCAUAAUUCCAUAUUUUCCAUGAGGUGCAGGGCCUGGGGAUUGAAUAGAAUUGAGGGAUCAGAAUUCUGACAAUGCUGCCUUUGUCCAUUUCUCCAUUUACAGAAGUCUGAGGUUGACCACAUCCGUCUGUCUGGGAAACAGUGUGGGGAUCUGUGUAGUCAGGAUAUCUGGCUUGAUAAGGCUGAGAUAUGCCUUGGUAUGGGGCUGUACCAACCAGCCAGACAGCUACUGGCAGAGGCCCAUCUGGUGGCUAAGGUGAGUUCUUUCAUUUUGAGUAAUUUUGUCAAUAGUUUGGUAUUAUUUGUCUAAGUAGUCCACUGCAUCUUUGUGAAGUGUUUCUGUGUUUCGGUUAAAACGUGUCUCCUAUUUAUGUGUAUGUGAAGCUCUUGUCAUAACAGUUAAGCAAUUAUUAAGCAAUUCACUUUUAUUCUGUUUUAUUCUUAUAUUGUGUGCUCAGGAGCUGGGAGAUCAGGCUGCAGUAGGGAGGAGUCUGCUUUCUCUUGCCGUCCUGGCCAGUAAGGAACAGAACCACUCUCAGGCCUUGGCACUACUAGAGAAGGCCCAAGGCAUGGGAGGUGACGAGGACUUCUGGUACAAGCUCACCCUGGCCCUGGUGACAGCUACGGUGGCCCAAAAGGGCCAGGAUACAGACACCAAGGUCAAGACUGUUCUGUUCUAUUCUAUUUUAUUAUAUUGAAGCUCAUUUACCUCCUCUGAAGCAAAUCUUGUCCUUUUCAAUGUGACCACUCUCUCCCGUUACAGGCAAGUCAAAUAGUAAAGCAAGGCUGUGUAGCCCUGAAAUUGAUGCUGGAAAAGAGGCGGAACCGAGGUCCUGAUCUCAGGUUUCUGAUCACGUCUCUGGAGAGCAGGUAAGGCUCUUGCUGUUAGUGUUCUCCAACUUCGGUCCUGGAGAGCUUCUGAGUUGUGCAGGCUGUCGAUCCAGCCCCGCAGGAAAUCACGUUAUGGUCCAGAGUCAGACUCACCACCUUGAUUAGUUUGAUAUUUGAAUCAGGUGUGGUACUGCAGGGUUGGAUCAAAAGCCCUGGUGUACAGUGUUCUCCCCUCUGCUGUGACCAAAGCAGACCUCUAGAUGUCACUGACUCACUGUGAUGUCUGUCUUUCAGAGGGGCGGUGGAGCGUGUGCAUGCAGCCAGCCCUGUCGAGCCCAGUGAGGCUCUGUCCACCCAGUCAGUGCAGAAUCUCAUGGCUGCCUGUGACACCCUGAGAGAGACCGCCAGUGAGUUCCUCCGACUGGGCCACAGAGAGCAAGCUGCCGAAGCUCUCCUGGAGCACGCACAUGCUUUGAGGUCAGACAUCACCACAACACCUCAUAGUACGAUCUAUCCAAUUUGGGAUCAAUAUCAUUCAUUCAUUCAUCCUGUCUACUAUUCCUCUGUUGGUCCGCUUCAAAUCAUUCACAGCAUGUUCUGCUUUGUAGGAUACUGGCUAAACACACUGACAAUGAGGGGAAACGGCGCCACCUGCUGGAUGCCUACUCCUUCAUGCAGCAAGCCGUCUCCGCACAGGAACAUGUGGUUCUGAACGCCCAAAGCCUGUUCCCAUCACAAGAGGUAAAGCACAUACUGUAUAUCUUCCCAAUAUCAGCCUUCAAGUCAGAACCUCACAAACAGAACAUACCAUACAGUUCAAACUCUUAGGUAAUACUUUGGACUUAUUUUUAAACCCGUUGUAAUUUUACUAAACAUCACCACCAGCUUGAGUCAAGUUAUUCUGUUAGAUUCUGAUCUAAGGAUGACGUGUGUAUGAAACAGAAAACAGAACGUGUUUAUUUAUUUAUUUUAUUUAUUCUGUAAUUUUUACCACCUUUUUUCACCAAUUUCGUGAUUACGAUCUUGUCUCAUUACUGCAACUCCCCAACAGGCUCGGGAGAGGCGAAGGUCAAGUAAUGCGUCCUCCGAAACAUCACCCGUCAAACCGCGCUUUUUAUGACCCGCUCGCUUAACCCGGAAGCCAGCUGCACCAAUGUGUUGGAGGAAACACCGUUCAACAGACGACCGAAGUCAGCCUGCAGGUGCCCGGCCCGCCACAAGGAGUUGCUAGUGCGCGAUGAGCCAAGUAAAGCACCCCUGGCCAAACCCUCCCCUAACCCAGCCGACGCUGGACCAAUUGUGCACCGCCCUAUGGGACUCCCGGUAACGGACGGUAAUGACACAGCCUGGAAUCGAACCCCAGGCUAGGCUGUAGUGAUGCCACAACACUGCGAUACAGUGCCUUAGACCGCUGCGCCACUCGGUAGGCCAGAACGCAUUUAUUGGAACCAUAUCUCAGCAGUGUUCUUCAUUGUAAUGGAAUUUGCAAAUCCUGUUUUGCUCAGCUGUUACAGUUCCUCAAAACAGAGUUCUGGCUAUCUGUCCUGGAACUGAAAGCAUUUGCAGAUGGCAAACAAAUUACACUCUAUUUAGAGAGUAACUGAACAUGUUGGCAGGGUUGAGAUUUGCUUGUGAAAAGUCCAUAUAUAGCUUGUCAGAAAGGCUGAUUCGCUGCUUGGACUCCUGUCGACCCAGGGCUGCCAAGUCCAAGUCAGUGCUGCUAAAUUAUUUAUUGAAUUAAUUUUGCCCUUUGUUUCACUAGGGAUCUACAUUGUUACAUUUUCCAAAUGGAUUAUUGUAUUAUAGAACAAGGAAUUCCUAAAAAGGAGAGAACCAUUCAUUAUAAAGCAGAUAAAUAUACCUAUAAAGAAGAUAAACCUCCUGAUCUGCCUGUUAAUACUCGCUCAAUAAAAAUGCCAUAAUCUGGGGUUUCUUACUGCCCAUGGUAUCUCAGCCAGUGGUGAUUCUAGCAUGUAAAUCUUGGUGGGGCAAACAAAAACAAAAAUGUGUGGAUGCAUGCCAGCAAAGCCACAACACAACACUAAACAAUACAUUAAUUGCACUAUAACGGUGACAAACGGUGCCCACAAACUGUUAGGGCCUACAUAAAGCUGUCCCAACAGCAGAGUCCCAACUGCAGAGUCCCAACAGAGUUACCACUGCUACACCUGGCUAUCAGCGGAGCCUUGUCUGGCAGCAAAACAGUUCAUUCAGCCUUUAAAAAAAACAUAGCUGAUAUGGCUGACUUGCUUAAACAAAUGUGGUUUCUACUGACAAUUGAAAUGUACAAACUAUGGCAUAAGGGGACGACAAGCGGAUAAGAGGCAAUAUAACUAUUUGUUCAGCAUGGGCCGUUCUUACAGUGUUCUCCCUUUACACCAAGUCAGAACCGUAGGAUAAAUAAAGGGGGCGUAUAAGCAGACAAUGAAAGCUCUUACAAUAGUCGAUGAUUACAUUUCUCUAAAACAGGUGACAGAACACUGAGCCAAUCACGGCGCAACUAGAGAACAUUACCAUCCCAUACGCUCCGUAUUUUCCGCUGUCUGCCUCACCACCACAGAAAGCACUGAGCUAGGCUGCAUUUGGGAGCUGCCUUACUCAAGAAAGCAAAAAAGAGACCAUGUUUUCAAACUGAUAUGUGACACGUAUUAAUGCCAAAAUAACAUGCUAAAUGUGGGGCUCUGCCCCACCUGCCCUGAAUGACGGGUCGCAACUGAUCUCAGCCAAAUCAUUACUGAACGUGUGUGGCCUCUGGUGGACCCACCUAUUUGCUCCAGACCUCAGUUCAUAUUUGAAGUACAUCUUGAUCUAAUCAUGAAAGGACAUUGAAAUAGCCUCUUGCUUCAUUAUUAAAACACCUGCUGAAAUCUAGAAGAAUCCAGUUAGCUAGAUACAAUCUAGUUUGAAGGUCUAAUUCUGCAUUUAGGAUUCACUGUCUGUAGCCCUGUGCUUUCAGCAGAUGGUGCUGCUGCCCCAAUAAGUUACAUGGAAAUGACAAACCAAAUAUGAAACCAGCAGUGUAUAUGAAUUAAUUUACUCUCGUGGAACCAGACGAGUGUCUGGAAAUUGCAUAUAAAGUUUGUCACGGAAGAUUUGAGUUCAUUUGACCCAAUCUACAUUUAUUUCUUGGUAACUUCCCUUUCAUUACGUAGUAAAUGAAGGUGUCACUUUUGUUCAGUCUGAAGAUGUACAUCGAUAUACAUUUAUCUUCUUCAUAAACUUUUCCAUUAUAAAGGAAAUCAAAUUCAGAUCUAAGGCUUUUAAAGCUAUCUUGCACUGGGUUGAAAAAUGAGCUGGGGCCAAUAAGACAUUUCACUUCUUGCAUUUGCAUUUACAGUGGUGUCUGUGCGUGUGUGCUUGUUGUUGUAACGUGUCUGUCUGUCUUUCUUUCUCUCUGUCUCUUUCUAUCUCUCUUUCUGCCCUCUGUACCUUCCACAGUGUCAGCCCCUGUCUCUCCCAGCCAUGAGGAGGCUGUUGCGGGUCAGACUGGCUCUGGCUGAGCUGUCCUUAGCCAUGCUGGAACAGGUUUGUGCUGAGGAGAACAGACUAGCCCUGGCCCAAGACAGGAAAGCCUCUGUGGAGAGAACCAUUGAGGAGUUUGUACGCAAUACACCAGACCUCGGCUCUGUAGAGCAGGUAAGGGCAUAGACAAGAGGCUGUGUCCGAAUAUCCAUACUUGUGUUCUAAAUAGUAGGCUUUUUGGGUAUGCGAAAAUUGAACUUUUUAUAGUAUGUGACCUUUCUAAAAUGUUUUACGCUUUAAAUACCAGGAUGUCAUACUCAUUUCGCUUUUCAUCAAGUAGAAUUCGCUGCACACUGAGGAAGAGAAUCAUAUUUUCACACUCACUUGUGUUUGACAACAGUUGAUAACAGUGGCGGCUGGCCGAUAGAGGGCGCUAGGGCGCCGCCCCCUUAAAUAAAAUUAUUUAAAAAAAUAAAAUAACAAAUAAAUAAAAAUAAUAAUAAUAAUAAUAAAAACAUCAGUAUGUCAAUAUUUGUGUGUUUGAAAUAUGGAAUGCACACAGUAAUAUGUGUAAGAUAUGAUAGAAAAUCAUAUUCGCAACCUUUCCUCUGCCUGUCAAACGCCUCGUCAGCUCUGGGCGAUACAGAAAGUGCCCCGAGGAGGCGGGUCUACGUAGCAGUUAAGCCAAUUGCUAAUUUAAGAUAUGAAUGUAUGACAUAAAAUGUAGCCAAUCAGCGAUCUUAAAUCGAAUCCAAGGAGGGCGAUUAUUUUAUCGCCCCAAGCUCGCCCCUGAUAAAAUAAGGACCGGGCUCCAGUGGCGCCAUUUUUACUAGACGACAAUGGCGAGCGCAAACGUUACUCCUCCAAGACCCAACCCUAACUCGGUGAAAUCUCUCCUCCAAGAUCCGUUUGAGAGGAGAACUUUGUCAGAGAAAGUUCGGGUGAAAGAGCUGGGCCCAGAUCAACCUGACCUCUCAAUCAGACAGCAGGCUAGCGAGAAAGGGAAGCAGUAUAUGCGCGGCUUCUCCCGUAGCUGGUACACCAGGAAGGCUUGGCUAGCUGGGUGCACUGAUGCUAAUGCUUUAUUUUGCUUUCCUUGCUUGCUUUUUAAAACGACGGGGUCAGAUUCAGCAUGGACAGGUACCGGAGUGAGGGAUAUGAAGCACCUGUCAGAGAAGGUAAAGAAACAUGAGAACACCAGGGCACACAUGGACAACUCUGUAAAGCUAGCUGUAUUAGGAAGGGUGAACAUUGCUACGCAGCUGGAUGACGGCCACAGGAUUGCGGUGAGGAAACACAAUGAGGAGGUGGAUAAAAACAGGCACAUUCUAUCCAAAAUUAUCGAUUGUGUGAAGUUCUGUGGGGCUUUUGAGUUGGCCUUGCGUGGGCACGAGGAGACUGACUCCUCGGACAACCCCGGCAUUUUCCGGGGCUUAGUGGAUUUUGUUGCCUCCCUCGACAGUGUGCUGGAGGAGCACCUGAAGACAGCUACCGUUUUUAAGGGCACGUCAAAGACGAUACAGAACGAGCUGUUGGACUGUAUGCUGUCAGUGCUUAAGGAUUACAUCCUGGAGGAAGUAAAGAGUGCUGAUUUUAUCGCCAUUCAAGCUGACGAGACGACUGACGUUUCCACCCACUGCCAGUUGGUCCUUGUGAUAUGCUACAUCGAUGCUAAAAGUAACGUCCAAGAGCGUUUUUUCGAGUUCAUUUUGAUCGAGAACGCAACCGCCGACACCAUCGCUACAGCGCUGCUGGAGAGGCUCAGCACCAUACUCUCACAUGGACAAAAGGCCAAACUUAUUGCCUAGGCUUACGACGGAGCAAGUGUGAUGAGGGGAGCCACCGGCGGAGUGCAGCGUAAAAUAGUGGAUGUGUACGAAAAUGCGCACUACGUCCACUGCUAUGCACAUCAGCUGAACCUCAUCAUGCAGCAGGCUACUUCACGCAUCCCCAGGAUCGGCACUUUCUUUUCCGACCUUGCAGGAUUUUCUGCUUUCUUCUCCAGGUCUCCCAAGCGAACCACCGUGCUUGACGAAGUGGUUGCGCAUAGACUCCCCAGAGCCUCUACAACACGGUGGAACUUCCACAGUCGCGCUGUAAACACUGUGUACGAGUACAGGGAUGACCUCCUAACGUGUUUCCAGACCAUCAGAGACUCUGGGAACUUUGAUGCCCCGACUGUCAGAGAGGCGGGGGGCUUUGUGAGGAUGCUCGAAGACGAGGCUUUCUGUUUUUUCCUGGCACUGUUCCACAAGAUCAUGCCAAAUGUGGACAUGCUUUUCAGCCAGCUGCAGAAGAGGAACAUCGACCCUGUCUUCAUUAAAGCACUUGUCCAGAGGUUCACAGACAGCAUGCUAACAAUCAGGUAAAUAACUAUAUUUACUAUUGGCUGAUAAAGAUGUUGUUAGAAAGAUGAAUAGUUCACUUACAACAGUUUAAAAGCCUAAAUGUGUCUGGUCAUCAAAGUGAGUGAUUAUCAUAGAGCCGUCACAAUUAUAUUUGUUUUAGUAUUUUAAAAGGAAAGAGAAGACACAAUCAGACGUUGAUAAUAAUGCAGGAAAGUACUACACAGUUUGUAAUAAUUAUUCAGGUGUCCACCAGGUCAAUUUCUAGAAGAGGCCUAGUUGUUAUUGAAGAUUAACUUUAUUGCUAAGUGCACAGCAGAACAAAAUGAUGUUGCAUCCCUCUCACAAAUGUAAUAGAAAAAGGCUUUAAAACGUAAUAACAUCAGUUAAUUAUGUACAUCACAGGUUAAAAGCAGUUACUAGACAUAGUUUGUGUGUAUAUACACACUAUCUGUCUGUCUGUCUGUCUGUCUGUCUGUCUGUCUGUCUGUCUAUAUAUAUAUAUAUAUAUAUAUAUAUAUAUAUAUAUAUAUAUAUAUAUAUAUAUAUAUAUAUAUAUAUAUAAAAGUCACUGGUUGUGUGUUGAGGGGGAAUUACAGUGAGUUAAGAAGUCUGAUUGCAAGUUAUCAAAUUAAACUUUAUUUUUUGGACCCAGGGCCUCAAUUCCCUCUUUGUGUGGGGACAGCGCAUCUGACGAGCAGCAACAGCCCAUCAAGCGACGGAGGAUGCUGGGACCAGGAGAACAACAGAGGUUGGCUAUAGAGGUAAGUUGUGAUGUAAUUGUCAGUGUUUCCCCCUAGAACUUUUUUCAGGCCUGGUAGUAUGUAGCCAAAACCCUGAACAAUCAGCACCUUGGUAAUCAUAUACUUGAGUUGGACAUAGGCAUGUGUCAGUCAGGAUCACUUGCAUCAAAAUAGCUUAAUUGCAAAUUAAAGCUGAUGAUGUAUCUUUUACAGGUAUGUGAUACCAUCCUGAGUCAUGCCAAAGAGAGGUUCUCCUUCACCCAGCACCUCAUCAGCGCAACACUAUUGCACGGAGAGUUGUUCCCACAACACAGUGUGAAGUUCCCCGAUACAGCGCUUGAAACAACCGUGGAGGCGUACCCCAUGUUGAACAAGGCCAAGCUCAAAACCGAACUGUCCCUCAUCUAUGAGAACAGUGAGUUCAAGGCUUGUAGUGGUGCAGUGCCCCUGUACCAGUUCUUCAUGGAGAACAACCUUCAGAGCACUUUCACAGAGACUGCCAGCCUCCUCAAGAUCCUCAUCACCACACCCAUGACAACUGCUGAGUCAGAAAGGUGCUUCUCUACACUGAAAAGGAUCAAGACCUUCCUGAGAAACAGCAUGACACAGGAUCGCCUGAACGCUCUGGCCAUGCUCUCCAUGGAGAAGAAACUUGUCAGGGACAUUCCUGACAUUAAUUACAUGUUACAUGUUGGCUACCUAGCAACAUUACAUCAUUUCUGGAGGCAGUGGAAAUUUGACCUAGCCCACCAAGGCCAGCCCAACCUGGGUUGACUUCAAAGUCCCAAUGGAAACGGGGCUUAAGCCAGUGUCAAUGCGAUCGGUACCCCUCCCCUUGGCCCUAAUUACCCCUUCAAUGUUUGCAGAUCUGUAAGGUGAAAGUAAUAUGGUGGAAGCUUUACCACUACACCUAUACAGCCUCUUCAGACAUGCUAACAUCAAGGAAUUAGUGCCAAGGGGGAGGGAUAAGGAGCAAUUUGGGACUGGUGGAUAAACAUAGCUAAAGAAAACUACUAGCCUACACAGUUACAAAACUAUUUCCUCAAUUCUGGGAGGAUUAAUACAAGUCAAUGCCUGACUUGUGAGAGCGGGAUAGGAGAUUGCCGAUUGCAUCAACUAGCGCUUUGAAUUGAACAUUUUCGAUCUAAUAUUUAUGUGUGAAGCUGAUGAUUAAGCUCAGACAGAGGAGGCCUCGUGGGAUAUGGGCAUGCAGACUGCAGAGCACACACUCCUCUGGUCGAUCUUCAGUAGUUCUGUGGGAGGAGCGCAAUCAUGUCUGUCUGAUAGUAAAGGGCUUUUCUCCCAAAGUGAAAUCUCCACCACUAUUUAUGGGGCUGAUCUGAUCAAUACUGGCAGUGAUUAAGCUUAUUGCUGGAUGACUCGCUUCAUGUUGUUUCUCUCUGUUGCUGCUCCCCGUAAUAUCAGCUCCCCCUUGAAAAAACUAAGCGAGAUCUCACUAAGAGUAAGAUCUGUCCUGUAGCUACAACCUUUAAGGUUUUUUUGUUGAGAAAUGGCCCUUCUUCUGCAACCAAGACAAUUCAUUAAACCAAUGUGCUUUUGAUUUGGAGGAGUUUGUGUUUGUCUUGAAAUUCCCGAAAUGUGUACACGGGAGGGAGAAGCUCCUCCAUUAGAAGAAGUCCAAGUAGGUUUUGGAAUAAGGAUUAGGCCUACCUAGUGCAGUGUUUCCCAACUCACUUAUAAAUGUGACCUGUGGAAUGCACAUGGAAUUUAGACUUGGGAGCACUAGUGCCAGUCAGAUAAUACAUUAAAUGGCACAUGGUUACAACUGUAUCGUUGUUUCAAGUCCAGUGUGCUCAGGCUGUUGUUACAUUUGUAUCAUUUGAGGGGCGUGCAUCACCAGCAAAGUCAUUUGUAUCAUUUUUCUUCUGUGAAAACCAUUAGCACAGGCAAAUCUGAUUUAGGUUUAUGCAGAGUCAUUUAUUUCUUAAUACAUGGCUCUGGGCUUAGCUAUACCACAGCCCUGCCAUAGAAACAAACAGAACAUGACUUUGUGUCCGUGGUUGCACCUUUUAUAAUGCAGAAAACCGCUCGUUUGUAGCCCAAACCGUUCAAAACUAAAGACCUAUUUUAUCAGAGCUACAUUUUCUUCUUGGUGCAGAUUCGCGGGACGCUCUUACAGGGGUACACACAAAUUAACUAUCAUGAGUAAGGAACAAUCAAAACUAUGAAAAUAUUUCAAAUAAACCCUAUUUAAUCUCUCAACUUUUGUCACAGAAAAUAGAUGAUUUGCAGUAUGGAUCAGAUGAGAUGCAGGUCAUUACCACUAAAUAAAUGAAUAGGGACAUUUUAGGUGUGCCGCAGAAUUUCUUCCUUUAUACAUACCUCCAUUUCCUCUGUGGCCCCCUCUAACCACCCCCUCCCCUUUGUUCCCUCUGUAGGAGUGGAUAUCUACAGGGAGGACCCUGGGGCAGGUGGCUUUGAGCCAGCUGGCCACGGUCAACUUCCUGUCCCUGGGCUGUGUGGAGACCAGAGCCAGCUCUCUGAGCCUGAUGGGGAAGUGCCUGAGGCUGCUAGCCAUGCAGAGAGACCCGCUCUACCCCUUCACCCUCUGGGAUGGACACAACCUGGUACGGACACUCUGACAGACAUUACCAAAAACAGUAAAAAUUGACUAAAAUUGACUUUUAGGGGGGCUCAAAGUGACUUUUAGAGAUGUCAUUCCUCUUCACAAAAAUCUAAGAGCUCAAAAACAAUUGUCAGCGUUCAUGACCAGAUUGUAAACUAAUCUUGAUUCUAUGAACAGGAGGAGGACCAGUCAGAGUCUAAAGCCAGCCCUGAGGAGGAGGAGGAGGAGGAGUUAACCGGAGAGAAUGGCCGAGAAUCAAGCAGAACGGAGCCCAGACAUUACACAGCCAAAUGUGCUGAGUUGCAGGUACUGUAUAGUCUACCUGGAACCUUUCCUCCACUUUAAUCUGGUGUCUUUAGACAAAGCCUAGUCUAUCUUAUCUUCAACAGAAGUCACGUUCUUGGCUAGUCUUUAUUUAUUGUAAAAGACAGAUAGUCUUUAUUUUAAAAGUAAUCUUGGUUACCCAGAAGUAAAAAUUAUCUCAUUAAAGUUUGUAGUUUCCUGUUUUACUUCUGGGGGGAAUGCUGUUAACAAUUGUGAUUACCUUUGUGCAAAGGAAGGAAGCGAAGUCUCCUCCCUCGCAAACGGAAACUCUCGGCCAAACCCCUCCCUUCCGCUAAUUUCACCCGUGUUUAUCAUGGCCAAAAAGGACAUUUUUGUUUUCAUGAAUUUUUACGAUACAGCCAAUUUUGACUUUGUGGCUGUGGAAUCUAGUGGAAACUGUUUAUCAUCCGCACACGGGCUUGAAAAUCACAGCACAAGUUUAAGCACCGCCCAAUCCUGAUUCGUCCAAAUAAUCAAUGACGAAAACCCCAAACCAGGAACUACUGUUGCUCGUAAUCACAUAAUUCUACGUGCGCUUUGACAGAUUCUCGCAGUUUCAUCUGUCCACGAGAGAUUAUAUUAAAAGUAACCUAAGAAUGUCAAGUCCAUCCAGAAAUGUAACUCUGAAGUUGGUGCAAUAGAUGAAUAGCAAGUGGCAUAAUGAUAGCAUGUUGGCAUACACAACUUGUAGCUACUUGUGUUCUCUCUCUCUCUGUGUGUGUGUGUGCGCGCGCCCGUGUGCGUGUGUAUUCCAGAGGAGAAAACGUUCUGCCCAGCAGCUGCUGGCUCAGGCCAGUGAGACUUUAGCCCAGGCCAUCAGCCUCUCCCUCCAACACAAACUCCCCAGCUCCAUCCUCUCAGAAGCCUGUCUCAAUAUGCUGGAGUGUCACGGCCAGUUUGACCCCUGUGCCACCGGUCAGUACCUGGCCCUGCUCCAGGUACAGUGUACAUGCAUGUGUAUGUCCGCGUGUCUGCACGUGUGUGUGCAAGUGUGCGUAGUUAGACGCUGUUUUGGUCACUGUAAAAUGUGUGUCACAGUCUAACUGUUUGUGUGUUAGUGUCCCUACUCCCCUUAUAGCAGAUAUUGAUUGUGUGCUUUUGCUCAUCUCUGUUAAUCUCUAUUCCCAGAGCUGCUCCUGCACUGCUAUGAUGGCUGACAUUCUAAGAUCUGCUUGCACUGACACUCGUGUGUCCCAGCUCUCUACGUUACUCAACCUACACAGGAACCUGCUCCCCUCACAGGAGGAGACCCCCACUAGUCUGCUGAAGGGAGUGGAGGACUCACUCAAUGGCCUCUCCAAGGUACCGUCCCACAAAACACCCUCAAUACAACAUAUGUUUUCUAGGCACCAUAGAGAUACACUUGAACCCCCAUUACUGGUUCCUCAUAAAUGUAAUGCAAUAUAUUAAAUAUGCCUUGUUUUGUUUCACACAUUGAAUGCCAUGUGGUCUCUCUGUGGUGUAUCCAUCUUUCUUAGCUGGCUAAUUGCCCUUAAGAGUGUGUUCAUUACAAGCUUUGGAUAAAGUAUUUAUUUGCAGUUGCCAUUUCAAUUAUGUAUCAACAUAAAUAAUGUACUCAGUAUAAAUGUAUCAGCAUGUAUCAAAUCCGUGCCCAGGCCUACAGCCACCUGACCAUCAACCCAAGUCACCUGAGUCUCCUGGGAGAGCUGCCCUCUAACCUGAAGAUCCUGCUGCUUCAGCACACACAAGAUAGGUACAUGUCAACGGGGGCUUUUAGUCUGUCCACCGUGUGUCAGACACACACAAGCCCACAAGUCUACUCUGGCACCAUCUGUUACGCUGGCUCAUGGUCUGUAAUGUUAUGACCGCGUGGUCACAUUUCACAUUAGGUUAGUUUACAUACAUUUUCUGGAGCAGAAGUGGCCUGGGUGCAAUACCUGAUGAUGCCACAAGAGGGAUAGUGUCAUCCUAUGUCCUCUGUAGAAUCAGCACAGUCGGACUCCUGCUAUACCAUUUUAAAUACUUCACUGUAAAUGCCACCCAUACGUAUAAAGUACUGUCGUGACACAGUUUGCAGGCAAAGAGGUGAAAUGUGUGUUCCUUUUUAGGUCAACUCUCUAUGGAGCUUUCUAUGAGAGGAGCAAACUAACAGAGAGUCAGAGAGGGAAGGCCAUGCAGGUUUCUGGUGAGGCUUCUCAACCUUUGGAAUAUUUUCAUUUAGUACAUGUUCAGUAGGUGGUAACCAGUAGCACACUUGCAUUUAUGGGAUAAGAAGAUGGAUGCCAACCUUUUAAAGGUUUAUUUUUGUGUGUGGGUGGGAUUUUCAUUGCUAUGAUAUGCAAAUCGUUUUUUUAAGACUUGGCAACAAGUCCAUUGAUAUGCUGCAGCACUGACCUUAAGUGUUAUCAGCAUUCAGAAUUAAACUUUAAAGAAAUAAAUCAUUCCAGCGUAACAUUUAGUACGCCAGGUCUCUCCCUAACAACAGGGCCCAUGAAAGGUUCAGAGCUAAUUUAGACAAAGAGACACAUGCAAAGAUGUACACCUCAAGCUGAACCUCGGCAAGACGGAGCUGCUCUUCCUCCCGGGGAAGGACUGCCCGUUCCAUGAUCUCGCCAUCACGGUUGACAACUCCGUUGUGUCCUCCUCCCAGAGUGCGAAGAGCCUUGGCGUGACCCUGGACAACACCCUGUCGUUCUCCGCUAACAUCAAGGCGGUGACCCGAUCCUGUAGGUUCAUGCUCUACAACAUUCGGAGAGUACGACCCUGCCUUACACAGGAAGCGGCACAGGUCCUAAUCCAGGCACUUGUCAUCUCCCGUCUGAUUACUGCAACUCGCUGUUGGCUGGGCUCCCUGCCUGUGCCAUUAAACCCCUACAACUCAUCCAGAAUGCCGCAGCCCGUCUGGUGUUCAACCUUCCCAAGUUCUCUCAUGUCACCCCGCUCCUCCGCACACUCCACUGGCUUCCAGUUGAAGCUCGCAUCUGCUACAAGACCAUGGUGCUUGCCUACGGUGUCACGGUUUUCAAAGCCAGAACCCAGAAGCAGACCAGGACAAGGUAAGUUGAAACAAAGGUGAGUGUUUAUUUAACAGAUCCACGAGUGAGGCUGAAUAAUCCAGGGAACAGAGCGGGCGGCGUGGAUGGGUUGUUGAGGGUGCAGUGGUAGGUCCAAUAAUGGCUCGGCAGCCGCCGACCAUCAGGCAGAGGUUGGGUGAAGGUUCCGGACGAGUGACUGCAGAUGGAACAAAACGGAGGUAAGUACACAACAAGCAAACAAGGUGCAAAACAACAAAACUAACGCUAUAUGCUCUAAGGCUGAUCCACUGAUAAACAUACUGUUCAUGGCUAACGAUCCGGCAGGGAAUGGAUGUUAGGACAGAGCCUAAGAAGGGUGAUGAUCAGGACCAGGUGUGCAGAUUGCUGAUGGGAUGCAGGUGCGGAAAUCAAGAGAGCUCCCGCCUAGCAACGUUGCCCGGCAACCAGGCAGGGAGCGUUCCAGAACCCUCGGGAAACUGGAGAUCCCGAGCAGAAAACUAGUAACCUAGACAGGAACCGACUCAGACUGCAGGGUUCGUUACAGUACCCCCCCUCCGACGAACGCCACCGGGCGGACUCCCCGGAGCGCCAGGAUGGAGGCGGUAGAAGUCACGAAUGAGGUCAGCAUCCAGGAUCUGUCGCCGCGGAAUCCAACUCCUCUCUUCAGGACCAUACCCCUCCCAGUCCACGAGAUACUGGAAACCCCGGCCCCGCCGUCUGGAAUCCAUGAUGCGUUGCACCGUGUAGGCAGGACCACCUCCGAUCAUCCGAGGAGGAGGAGGAGGAGGCGGAGGAGGCAACAGAGGACUGAGGAGAACAGGCUUGAGGCAGGAGACAUGAAAGGUGGGAUGGACUCUGAGCGUUCUCGGUAGUUUGAGUCGAACUGCAACCGGAUUGAUCACCUUCUCCACCACAAACGGACCAAUGAACUUCGGUGACAACUUCCUAGACUCAGUCCGUAAAGGAAGAUCCCGUGUGGCCAACCAGACCCUAUCUCCGAUGGUAUAGGUGGGAGCGGGAAUCCGGCGACGAUUCGCCUGGAGCUGAUACCGGUCCGAAACUCUAAGGAGUGCCUUUCUGGCCCGAUGCCAGGUCCGGUGGCAACAACGAAUAUGGGCCUGAACAGAUGGCACUGAGAGCUCCUUCUCCUGAGAAGGGAACAAGGGAGGUUGGUAGCCAUACAGGCACUGGAAGGGAGACAUCCCAGUGGCAGAUGUAGGGAGAGUAUUGUGGGCAUACUCAACCCAAGGCAACUGAGAGACCCAGGAGGUGGGGUUGGAGGAGACAAGGCAGCAUAGCGUGGAUUCCAUCUUCUGGUUGGCUCUCUCCGCCUGACCAUUAGAUUGGGGGUGAAAACCAGAUGUGAGACUGACUGUAGCUCCAAUGGCCAAACAGAAGGACUUCCAGACAGCAGAGGUAAACUGAGGACCACGGUCGGAAACGAUAUCACUGGGCAAACCGUGGACCCUGAAAACCUCCCUAACCAGGAUCUCGGACGUCUCCGAGGCAGAGGGAAGCUUGGCAAUUGGCACAAAGUGGGCGAACUUGCUGAAUCUGUCCACGAUAGUCAGAACGACCGUGUUCCCCUCAGAAGAGGGCAACCCAGUGACAAAGUCCAGGGCCAGAUGCGACCAUGGUCGCCGGGGAAUAGGAAGGGGGUGAAGUAGUCCAGAGCUGGGCCGAUUGGUACUCUUAUUCUGCGCACACACUGGACAGGCAGCAACAAAACCCCGAGUAUCCUCGGCCAUGGCCGGCCACCAAAAACGUCUGCGAAGAAACGCCAUCGUCCGAGCCACGCCAGGGUGACAAGCCAUCUUGCUGGCGUGGGACCAUUUGAGGACAGCAGGACGAACCGACUCAGGCACAAACAACCGACCGGGUGGACCGUUACCGGGACCGGGCUGCGUCCGAAGGGCCGCCAUCACCUCCUCCUCAAUCUUCCACAUAACUGCUCCCACGACACAGUUCCGGGGGAGAAUCGUCUCGGUCUUGGACCCACUCUCCUCCGUCUUGGAGAACAUCCGGGACAAGGCGUCCGCCUUGCCGUUCUUAGAUCCAGGUCGGAACGUCAGGGAAAAAUUGAAUCGUCCGAAAAACAACGCCCACCUGGCCUGACGGGAGUUGAGACGUCUAGCCGAUUGCACGUAAGCAAGAUUCUUGUGGUCAGUCCAGACAAUAAACGGUUGCUCCGCCCCCUCCAACCAGUGGCGCCACUCCUCCAAGGCAAGUUUCACCGCGAGAAGCUCCCGGUUACCCACAUCGUAGUUCCUCUCCGCAGGCGAAAGACGACGAGAGUAGUAGGCGCAGGGAUGGAGUUUACUGUCCGUGGAGCAUCGCUGCGACAGAAUGGCGCCAACUCCCACAUCAGACGCGUCCACUUCAACGACGAACUGACGGGCCGUGUCCGGUUGAGAGAGAAUCGGUGCGUUGGUGAAUCGCCUCUUCAAAUCCAGAAACGCUCGAUCCGCCUCCGGAUUCCACUUGAAGGUCCUGAUACUGGAAGUCAAGGCAGUUAACGGAGCGGCCACACGGCUGUAAUCCCGGAUGAAUCUGCGGUAGAAAUUCGCAAACCCCAAAAAUCUCUGGAGCUGCAAUCUCGUACCGGGCUGGGCCCAUUCCAGAACCGCUCUAACCUUCUCCUGGUCCAUCCUAAUCUCUCCCCUGGAGAUGAUGUACCCGAGGAAGGAUGUCGUGUGGGCGUGAAACUCGCACUUCUCGGCCUUCACGAACAGGCGAUUCUCCAACAAUCGCUGCAGAACCUGUCGGACAUGCUGGACGUGGUCGGAAGGUUCCUUCGAGAAGAUCAGAAUGUCAUCCAGGUAAACAAACACAAAGAGACCGAUCAUAUCUCUCAGGACGUCGUUCCCAUACUCUGGAAUACCGCUGGAGCAUUGGUCAGUCCAAACGGCAUCACCUGAUACUCGAAGUGACCCAUCGGUGUAUUGAAACCCGUCAACCACUCGUCCCCCUCUCUGAUCCGGACCAUGUGAUACGCAUUGCGUAGGUCUAGUUUGGUGAACACCGUAGCACCCUGUAAGGAGUCGAAGGCAGAGCUCAUCAAGGGCAGGGGAUACUUGUUCUUGACCGUGAUGUCAUUCAACCCCCGAUAAUCAAUACACGGUCGAAGAGAGCCAUCCUUCUUACCCACAAAGAAGAAUCCUGCCCCCAGGGGUGAUGACGAGGGACGAACGAGACCAGCAGCUAGGGACUCCUUGAUGUAGGUCUCCAAAGCCUCACGUUCAGGUCGGGAGAUACUGUAUAACCUUCCCUUGGGGUAGACAGCUCCAGGGAACAGGUUGAUGGCACAAUCAUAUGGUCGGUGGGGAGGGAGUGACAGAGCCUUCUGCUUACUGAACACUUCCCCCAAAUCGUGAUAUGUCUCGGGAACCAGGGACAAAUCUGGGGGUUUAGCCUCAAUCACCUGACUGGGAACCGAAUGGGGACAGGCAGUCUUGAGACAGUUAGCAUGACACUCAAGGCUCCAACUCGUUACCUUGCCCGUCACCCAAUCGAACGUGGGAUUGUGUUCCUUCAGCCAGGGGUAUCCAAGGACCAGAGGAACAUGGGAAGACGGCAGAAUGAAGAAUGAAAUCAUCUCAGAAUGAUUCCCCGACAACAGCAUCUUAACCGGUUCAGUCCUCAUCGUGAUACGUGCCAGACUACUGCCGUUCAGAGUGGUAGCUUCAAUGGCUUCCGGCAAUUGCUCUUUGGAAAGCCCCAGCUGUUCCACCAACUCGGCAUCAAGAAAGCUUCCAUCGGCACCUGAAUCGAUAAAAGCGUUAAUCGCUAAGCUCUGAUUCCUGUUCAUAAGGGUAGCCGGGAAACGGGGUCUGACAGAGGUAUUGAGAGGUCGAAACUGGCUCGCUAAAAGUCCUCCCAACUUUAGCGAGCCGCGCAGUUUGACGACCGCCGGGAACAAGUGGCGAGGUAAUGUCCCGAACCACCACAGUAGAGGCAACAGUUAGUCCUACGUCUGUGUUGGCGCUCCUCCUUGGUUAACCCGUGCCGCCCCACUUGCAUGGGUUCAGAAUCGGGAGACAGGACCUCUCCACUAAUCCUGUGUGGUGGACGAUGAUCGACGUAUUCUGGUCCAAUCCCCGACCCGACUGGAACCUGAGACGCUGAUCGGUUGGACGGGGCCCAUUGCUUCUCCCUCCUUCGCUCUCGGACUCGAUUAUCCACCCGAAUAGACAAGGCUACCAAGCUGUCCAGGUCACUAGGCUCCGGAUAGGAGAUCAACUCAUCCUUGAGCUGCUCCGACAGACCCUGGUAAAAGGCCGCUUGCAGAGACUCCUCAUUCCACCCACUCUCCACAGCCAACGUCUUGAACUCGAUCACGAAGUCGGCCACGCUGCGAGUUCCUUGGCGAAGCGAAAACAGGCGCCUAGCUGCGUCCCUCCCUCGGACGGAAUGGUCGAAGAGCUUCCUCAUCUCGGCCGUGAACCCCUGGUAUGAAGCCAUGCAGGGGUCCUGUCGUUCCCAAACGGCUGAAGCCCACUCCAGCGCUCGACCACGCAGCAACUCAAUCACAAAGGCUAUCCUAGCCUUGUCUGUGGCAUAAGAGUAGGGCUGUAGAUCGAACACUAACCCACACUGCAUAAGGAAAGAACGGCAUCUUCCCAGCUCCCCCUCAUAUUUAUCCGGCGUCGGAACCUUGGGCUCACGGAACGACACAGCUCCAGAAGCGGCAGGCGAGAUGGGUGAAACCGGUAGUGGAUUCUCCACCGGAAACUUGCGCUGGUUCUGGACCUCCGUCAGACCGGUAGAAAGGUUCCGAACUGACAACGCGAUCUCCUGUAGUACCGUGCUAUGAUGGCCCAACAUCUUCUCCUGAUGGGUAAUGGCAUGGCGAACAGAAUCCAGGUCCGCUGGGUUCAUUACGGGCCGGAUCGUUCUGUCACGGUUUUCAAAGCCAGAACCCAGAAGCAGACCAGGACAAGGUAAGUUGAAACAAAGGUGAGUGUUUAUUUAACAGAUCCACGAGUGAGGCUGAAUAAUCCAGGGAACAGAGCGGGCGGCGUGGAUGGGUUGUUGAGGGUGCAGUGGUAGGUCCAAUAAUGGCUCGGCAGCCGCCGACCAUCAGGCAGAGGUUGGGUGAAGGUUCCGGACGAGUGACUGCAGAUGGAACAAAACGGAGGUAAGUACACAACAAGCAAACAAGGUGCAAAACAACAAAACUAACGCUAUAUGCUCUAAGGCUGAUCCACUGAUAAACAUACUGUUCAUGGCUAACGAUCCGGCAGGGAAUGGAUGUUAGGACAGAGCCUAAGAAGGGUGAUGAUCAGGACCAGGUGUGCAGAUUGCUGAUGGGAUGCAGGUGCGGAAAUCAAGAGAGCUCCCGCCUAGCAACGUUGCCCGGCAACCAGGCAGGGAGCGUUCCAGAACCCUCGGGAAACUGGAGAUCCCGAGCAGAAAACUAGUAACCUAGACAGGAACCGACUCAGACUGCAGGGUUCGUUACAUACGGAGCUGUGAGGGGAACGGCACCUCCGUACCUUCAGGCUCUGAUCGGUCCCUACACCCAAACGAGGGCAUUGCGUUCAUCCACCUCUGGCCUGCUGGCCCCCCUACCUCUGCGGAAGCACAGUUCCCGCUCAGCCCUUGUCAAAACUGUUCGCUGCUCUGGCACCCCAAUGGUGGAACAAGCUCCCUCACGACGCCAGGACAGCGGAGUCACUCACCACCUUCCGGAGACACUUGAAACCCCACCUCUUUAAGGAAUACCUGGGAUAGGAUAAAGUAAUCCUUCUACCCCCCCCCCCCCCCCCCCAAAAAAAAUAAAAAAAAUAAACAUAUUGUAAAGUGGUUAUCCCACUGGCUAUAAGGUGAAUGCACCAAUUUAUAAGUUGCUCUGGAUAAGAGCGUCUGCUAAAUGACGUAAAUGUAAAUACCUGGACACGGACCCUUUCACCUUUCGUCUGCAGUCGCUAGCCAAGCAUGGGAAUAGCAGAUUUUCUCAUUCCAAAAAACAAAGUAACGUUUAUCUCCUCAAAUGAUCUUUCUGUAGACUCUGCUGUUCGAAAAAGCACAGGCUAGCAUCUGGACUUGUUUCGGGAGAAUGAGAUCAAAUACGUUCAUCACAAAGAAGAGAGGGGGAGGGAGGGAGAGACAGGGUUCGUACGGUCAUGAAAAUACUGGAAAAGUCAUUGAAUUUUAAAAUGGUGUUUUCCAGGCCUGGUGUAUCCAGGUGUUUCCACCGACACUUGCGAAUAAGGCCGUACAAAAUUGAUUAACUUUUUUGAACGAUUCAUAUGAUUAAUUUAAACAAUUAUUUUUGAUGAAACGAACGAUUCACUUUGCUAUUCUAUUAGUUGGGAUCCAGUUAAAUCGUGGUGAGUCGAAUCAUGUGAAUCAAAAUAAUAAUUAUUGAAUCGUGAACAUUAAUUUUAGGAAAAAAUAUUAGAUUUAGCCUUUCUUUUGGAUUAUGUGGCUUCAAAACUUGUUUUAUAGAUAUUUCCAGUUGAUUUUGGCAUCCAAUGUAUGGGACAUUGCAACUCCAUAGAUGUUAGUCAGCCUGCAAAGUAAACACUUCUAAGGUAGCUAAGAUAAAUAUUUGAAAAAGAAAAGGCGAGCCGCACACUCUAGAAGCUCAGAUGCAAUAAAUUAAUAACAAUGUUUUGACAGCCAAGAUGUCUUCAUCAGGGUAUAGGCUAAGAUAAAUAUGACUAAACUAGAAAAGGUUAAUUUCCUGAAGAAAAUGUGUGUGCUUGCUUCAGCAGAAUAAAAUCAUUUGUAGCUUACCAUAGCCAUUUGAUCUUUGAUAUAUUGAAUGAGCAAAUUAUUUAAGAAGGCAUAAAAUGUAUUUGAUUGUAAUGUUGCAACGUUUUACAUCAAGGGUGGUCAAUCAUCCUCCAGGAGAGCUAAUGAGUGUGCAUGCUUUUAUUCCAGUCCCCCUCUAACAAACCACAUUUAAUAAAUGAGCUGGUCAACCGGACCUUGGUAAACUAGCUCUGAUGUGUUUGAGCAGGGCUUGAUGAAAAGCCUGCAGAACCUGUAGUUCUCCAGACUGAGGGUUGACCACAUGUCUUUUAAACAGUUGCCUAACAGGUAUUCUACUUUGUGGGUGGUUAAGUGCCUUGCUCAACGACAGGAGGUGGUACAUGGGAUCAGAGCGCAGCCACCCAUAGUGUCGAUACCACAUUACGCUUACUUUUUUAUACGUACAUAGAGACGCUGCCAAUUGUUGGUCAUGGAAAUUUGGUUAAAAGUCAUGGAAUUCCAUCUUUCAAAAUGUGUAUGAACCCUGGAGAGAGGGAGGGAGAGACCGGGAGGGGAGAAAGAAAGAGAGAUGGGAGGAGGUACUGAGCAGAGAAGGCGGAUGGGGGCUCGGGGGGACCAAUUACAGAGGCUGUGCUGUUCUUUUGUUGCAGGUACGCUGGUCUGUACCAGGGUCGCCAAGGUUGCUGUCCACCCCAGGGCUCUGCUUGAUCUCCGGGACAGAACACAAGCCUUCAGACGCGAGACCAAACACAACUUCUUGAAGGAGGCGCAUUGGCUUGGCAAUGAGGGCAGGGCGGGGAGCGAGCGUCACAUUCACCCAGUAGGUCACAAACCCUCUACAACCCCUUUAUGAACCCUCUACGACCCUUUGACUUGGCUGUGCAAGUAACAUUUUUAAUUGGUCGCAUCGGUGCGAGCUGCAAAUUCUAGUAUGCUUAAUUCCAAAAAGCUGAGUUACUGUAUCUCGAUACAGGUGCAUGGGAAUAAUGUGAUUACUUCAAAGAAAAGAGAAAUCCGCACACUGCUUUUGCUGGCAUCAUACAUUUUAUUAAAGCUUUCGUGUCGGCCUCUUGGCCUUCGUCAGAGCUUUGAGCUUUAAUAAGUGACACAAGCAAGAGCAGUGUGCAGGUUUGUCUUUUCUUUGAAAUACUUUUGCUGCAACUUUUUUUAGGACAUUAUAUGUACUGUUAGUUUUAUUAAUUACACAAUGGUGAAUUAGCCCCAAAUGAAUUAGUCUAUGUCAUAUUGGUACACAAAAGUGAUUAAGCAAAUGAAUCUCUAUUGAACAAAAGGAAUAUGCAAUUCUGGAGCCUUAUUUUGAGAGUAAAAUAUAGCAACAAUAGCCUAAUUGUCAACCCAAAAUGUAUGACAAUCACUUUUUUAGAUUGCACACAGAAAUAUCUUGAUCCUGCUUGGACUUGUUAGAUUAAACGUAUUUCUUGAAACAUACCAUCUAUGUAGCACUGUGAAUUACUUUAUGAGAUGAUUGCAAAAAAAAUCGAUUUUAUGAUGCCUCAACAACAUUAUGGUGCGACCAAAUCAUGACCUGGUGCCACCAACUGAAAAUGUUAGUGGCCCUGCUCUAUUACCCCUCCACAAACCCUCUCUUUUUCUCUUUUAAUAUGAUCGACUGGCCUCAUAAAUAAACCAGUCUACAACAAUAUCCCGGAGCUGAAUGUCUCUCUCUCUUCCCUCACUUUCUUACGAUAUCGGAUUUUAAUGUCCAAACAUUGUUCAAGUUAUGUAGGUCUGUGUAAUCAUUGUCAGUGCUCGAGACAAGUGUUGAUCUUACAUGUCAGCUAGGCUUUUACUUUUUGUCUCUGUACAGAAAUCGAACUCAGAAGAGAAAUUGGAAUCUCAUUUUAAAGCCAUUGUACAAGAAAUGGAGGACUAUUUGUGUCCAAUCCUCUCUCAAUUUGACUUCUCAUGCUUCAGGUAAGUCAGUACAGGUCCGGAUAUUGUCCUGUUUUGUACAACUGUCAUUUUAGGGUAAAACAAUUUUAUACAUUUUUCUUAGCUGUACUGGGAGGUCAAAAACAGUUCUGUUUAUUGCCGAACCUAAACUUAACCCAACCCCUUACCCUAACGUUAACCAAUUGGGAUUACUUACUGUACCUAAACGUGACCAACCUCUUUUCUUGGCUAAACCACUCAACCAAUGACAUUGUUUCUGCCCUUGAGGCAGAGCUGCCCUGGGAACAAGAUUGAAUAAGGAAAACUCCAAUGCAGUUGAUUUUAUCUACAGUUCAUCAUAGAGCUGGGCGAUAUGGGCAAAAAUCCAUAUUGCAAUGAAUUGCCUGAAUUGAUGCGAUAACGAUGAAUAGAACGAUAAGACAAUAACAUUAAUGUGCACCACAGAUUAUUUGUUAUUAUCCUUUAAACUACUACUAGUAAUUUGAUGGUAGCCAUCAAUUGUCAUAUUAACCCAUAUUAGCAAACUUAUUUCAUUUCUAGUAUACAGUGAGGGAAAAAAAAUGUUGAUCCCCUGCUGAUUUUGUACGUUUGCCCACUGACAAAGAACUUAUCAGUCUAUAAUUUUAAUGGUAUGUUUAUUUGAACAGUGAGAGACAGAAUAACAACAAAAAAAUGCAGAAAAACGCAUCAAAAAUGUUAUAAAUUGAUUUGCAUUUUAAUGAAGGAAUUAAGUAUUUGACCCCCUCUCAAUCAGAAAGAUUUCUGGCUCCCAGGUGUCUUUUAUACUGGUAACGAGCUGAGAUUAGGAGCACACUCUUAAAGGGAGUGCUCCUAAUCUCAGUUUGUUACCUGUAUAAAAGACACUUGUCCACAGAAGCAAUCAAUCAAUCAGAUUCCAAACUCUCCACCAUGGCCAAGACCAAAGAGCUCUCCAAGGAUGUCAGGGACAAGAUUGUAGACCUACACAAGGCUGGAAUGGGCUACAAGACCAUCGCCAAGCAGCUUGGUGAGAAGGUGACAACAGUUGGUGCGAUUAUUCGCAAAUGGAAGAAACACAAAAUAACUGUCAAUCUCCCUCGGCCUGGGGCUCCAUGCAAGAUCUCACCUCGUGGAGUUGCAAUGAUCAUGAGAACGGUGAGGAAUCAGCCCAGAACUACACGGGAGGAUCUUGUCAAUGAUCUCAAGGCAGCUGGGACCAAAGUCACCAAGAAAACAAUUGGUAACACACUACGCCGUGAAGGACUGAAAUCCUGCAGCACCCGCAAGGUCCCCCUGCUCAAGAAAGUACAUAUGCAUGCCCGUCUGAAGUUUGCCAGUGAACAUCUGAAUGAUUCAGAGGAGAACUGGGUGAAAGUGUUGUGGUCAGAUGAGACCAAAAUGGAGCUCUUUGGCAUCAACCCAAUCAUUACAUUUUAGUAAUUUAGCAGACGCUCUUAUCCAGAGCGACUUACAGUUAGUGAGGGCAUACAUUAUUAUUUUUUUGAUUUUCUUUUUUAUACUGGCCCCCCGUGGGAAUCGAACCCACAACCCUGGCGUUGCAAACGCCAUGCUCUACCAACUGAGCUACCUCCCUGCCAGCCAUUCCCUCCCCUACCCUGGACGACGCUGGGCCAAUUGUGCGCCGCCCCAUGGGUCUCCCGGUCGCGGCCAGCUAUGACAGCGCCUGGAUUCAAACCAGGAUCUCUAGUGGCACAGCUAGCACUGCGAUGCAGUGCCUUAGACCACUGCGCCAUCUCGGGAGACAACCCAACUCGCCGUGUUUGGAGGAGGAGGAAUGCUGCCUAUGAUCCCAAGAACACCAUCCCCACCGUCAAACAUGGAGGUGAAAACAUUAUGCUUUGGGGGUGUUUUUCUGCUAAGGGGACAGGACAACUUCACCGCAUCAAAGGGACGAUGGACGGGGCCAUGUACCGUCAAAUCUUGGGUGAGAACCUCCUUCCCUCAGCCAGGGCAUUGAAAAUGGGUCGUGGAUGGGUAUUCCAGCAUGACAAUGACCCAAAACACACGGCCAAGGCAACAAAGGAGUGGCUCAAGAAGAAGCACAUUAAGGUCCUUGAGUGGCCUAGCCAGUCUCCAGACCUUAAUCCCAUAGAAAAUCUGUGGAGGGAGCUGAAGGUUCGAGUUGCCAAACGUCAGGCUCGAAACCUUAAUGACUUGGAGAAGAUCUGCAAAGAGGAGUGGGACAAAAUCCCUCCUGAGAUGUGUGCAAACCUGGUGGCCAACUACAAGAAAUGUCUGACCUCUGUGAUUGCCAACAAGGGGUUUGCCACCAAGUACUAAGUCAUGUUUUGCAGAGGGGUCAAAUACUUAUUUCCCUCAUUAAAAUGCAAAUUCAUUUUUUCGAUUGUUAUUCUGUCUCUCACUGUUCAAAUAAACCUACCAUUAAGAUUAUAGACUGAUCAUUUCUUUGUCAGUGGGCAAACGUACAAAAUCAGCAGGGGAUCAAAUACUUUUUUCCCUCACUGUAGGCUAUGAUCGGUAUGGUCAGUGGCGAUUAUUUUCUGUUUACCUUCCCAGCUCUAGUUCAUCAUGUCUGACUUAUUCAUUUGUUGUAUCAGCUAGACAUUGCAAGAUAUUAAAAUGAGUUUUUGUGUCGGUGUGGCCUGUGAUCUUUCUCUCUCUCUCUCUCUCUCUCUCUCUCUGUGUGUGUUUGGUUUUACUAUCCUUAUGGGGACCAGAAGUCCUCACAAGGAUAGUAAAACAAGGGACAUUUUGACAAGUGGGGACAUUUCGCCAGUCCCCACAAGAAAAAAGGCUAUUUUUGGUACAGUGCCUUGCAAAAGUAUUCAUCCCCCUUGGCGUUUUUCCUAUUUUGUUGCAUUACAACUUGUAAUUUAAAUUGAUUUUUAUUUGGAUUUAAUGGACAAAAUAGUCCAAAUUGGUGAGGUGAAAUAUUUAAAAAAAACUUGUUUCAAAACAUUCUAAAAAAUUAAUAAAGGAAAAGUGGUGUGUGCAUAUGUAUUCACCCCCUUUGCUAUGAAGCCCCUAAAUAAGAUCUGGUGCAACCAAUUACCUUCAGAAGUCACAUAAUUAGUUAGAUUGCACACAGGUGGACUUUAUUUAAGUGUCACAUAAUCUCAGUAUAUAUACACCUGUUCUGAAAGGCCCCAGAGUCUGCAACACCACUAAGCAAGGGGCACCACCAAGCAAGCGGAACCAUGAAGACCAAGGAGCUCUCCAAACAGGUCAGGGACAAAGUUAUGGAGAAGUACAGAUCAGGGUUGGGUUAUAGAAAAAUAUCUGAAACUUUGAACAUCCCACGGAGCACCAUUAAAUCAAUUAUUACAAAAAUUGAAAGAAUAUGGCACCACAACAAACCUGCCAAGAGAGGGCCGCCCACCAAAACUCACGGACCAGGCAAGGAGGGCAUUAAUCAGAGAGGCACCAAAGAGACCAAAGAUAACCCUGAAGGAGCUGCAAAGCUCCACAGCGGAGAUUAGAGUAUCUGCCCAUAGGACCACUUUAAGCCGUACACUCCUCAAAGCUGGGCUUUAUGGAAGAGUGGCCAGAAAAAAGCCAUUGCUUGAAGAACAAAAUAAGCAAACACAAAAGGCAUGUGGGAGACUCCCCAAACAUAUGGAAGAAGGUACUCUGAUCAGAUGAGACUAAAAUUGAGCUUUUUGGCCAUCAAGGAAAACGCUAUGUCUGGCGCAAACCCAACACCUCUCAUCACCCCGAGAACACCAUCCCCACAGGGAAGCAUGGUGGUGGCAGCAUCAUGCUGUGGGGAUGUUUUUCAUCGGCAGGGACUGUGAAACUGGUCAGCAUUGAAGGAAUGAUGGAUGGCGCUAAAUGCAGGGAAAUCCUUGCAGGAAACCUGUUUCAGUCUUCCAGAGAUUUGAGGCUGGGACGGAGUUUCACCUUCCAGCAGGACAAUGACCCUAAGCAUACUGCUAAAGCAACACUUGAGUGGUUUAAGGGGAAACAUUUAAAUGUCUUGGAAGGGCCUAGUCAAAGCCCAGACCUCAAUCCAAUUGAGAAUAUGUGGUAUGACUUAAAGAUUGCUGUACAUCAGCGGAACCCAUCAGACUUGAAGGAGCUGGAGCAGUUUUGCCUUGAAGAAUGGGCAAAAAUCUCAGUGGCUAGAUGUUUUUUAUUUUUUAUUUAACCUUUUUUUAACCAGGUAAGCCAGUUGAGAACAAGUUCUCAUUUACAACUGCGACCUGGCCAAGAUAAAGCAAAUCAGUGCGAUAAAAACAACAACACAGAGUUACAUAUGGGGUAAAACAAAACAUAAAGUCAAAAAUACAACAGAAAAUAUAUAUACAGUGUGUGCAAAUGUAGCAAGUUAUGGAGGUAAGGCAAUAAAUAGGCUAUAGUGCAAAAUAAUUACAAUUAGUAUUAACACUGGAAUGAUAGAUGUGCAAGAGAUGAUGUGCAAAUAGAGAUACUGGGGUACAAAUGAGCAAAAUAAAUAACAAUAUAGGGAUGAGGUAGUUGGGCGGGCUAGUUUCAGAUGGGCUGUGUACAGGUGCAGUGAUCGGUAAGGUGCUCUGACAACUGAUGCUUAAAGUUAGUGAGGGAGAUAAGUGUCUCCAGCUUCAGAGAUUUUUGCAAUUUGUUCCAGUCAUUGGCAGCAGAGAACUGGAAGGAAUGGCAGCCAAAGGAGGUGUUUGCUUUGGGGAUGACCAGUGAGAUAUACCUGCUGGAGCGCAUACUACGGGUGGGUGUUGCUAUGGUGACCAAUGAGCUAAGAUAAGGCAGGGAUUUGCCUAGAAGUGAUUUAUAGAUGGCCUGGAGCCAGUGGGUUUGGCGACGAAUAUGUAGUGAGGACCAGCCAACAAGAGCGUACAGGUCACAGUGGUGGGUAGUAUAUGGGGCUUUGGAGACAAAACGGAUGGCACUGUGAUAGACUACAUCCAAUUUGCUGAGUAGAGUGUUGGAGGCUAUUUUGUAAAUGACAUCGCCGAAGUCAAGGAUCGGUAGGAUAGUCAGUUUUACGAGGGCAUGUUUGGCAGCAUGAGUGAAGGAGGCUUUGUUGCGAAAUAGGAAACCGAUUCUAGAUUUAACUUUGGAUUGGAGAUUCUUAAUGUGAGUCUGGAAGGAGAGUUUACAGUCUAACCAGACACCUAGGUAUUUGUAGUUGUCCACAUACUCUAGGUCAGACCCGUCGAGAGUAGUGAUUUUAGUCGGGUGGGCGGGUGCAAGCAGCAUUCGGUUGAAGAGCAUGCAUUUAGUUUUACUAGUGUUUAAGAGCAGUUGGAGGCUACAGAAGGAGUGUUGUAUGGCAUUGAAGCUCGUUUGGAGGUUUGUUAACACAGAGUCCAAUGAAGGGCCAGAUGUAUACAAAAUGGUGUCGUCUGCGUAGAGGUGGAUCUGAGAGUCACCAGCAGCAAGAGCGACAUCAUUGAUAUACACGGAGAAAAGAGUCGGCCCAAGAAUUGAACCCUGUGGCACCCCCAUAGAGACUGCCAUAGGUCCACACAACAGGCCCUCCGAUUUGACACAUUGAACUCUAUCUGAGAAGUAGUGGGUGAACCAGGCGAGGCAGUCAUUUGAGAAACCAAGGCUAUUUAGUCUGCCAAUAAGAAUGCGGUGGUUGACAGAGUCGAAAGCCUUGGCCAGAUCGAUGAAGACGGCUGCACAGUACUGUCUAUUACCGAUUGCGGUUAUAAUAUCGUUUAGGACCUUGAUCGUGGCUGAAGUGCACCCAUGACCAGCUCGGAAACCGGAUUGCAUAGCGGAGAAGGUACGGUGGGAUUCGAAAUGGUCAGUGAUCUGUUUGUUAACUUGGCUUUCAAAAACUUUCGAAAGGCAGGGCAGGAUGGAUAUGGGUCUGUAACAGUUUGGAUCUAGAGUGUCACCCCCUUUGAAGAGGGGGAUGACCGCGGCAGCUUUCCAAUCUCUGGGGAUCUCAGACGUUACGAAAGAGAGGUUGAACAGGCAAGUAAUAGGGGUUGCGACAAUUUCGGCGGCUAGUUUUAGAAAGAAAGGGUCCAGAUUGUCUAGCCCAGAUGAUUUGUAGGGGUCCAGAUUUUACAGCUCUUUCAGAACACCAGCUGUCUGGAUUUGUGUGAAGGAGAAGCGGGGGGGGCUUGGGCAAGUUGCAGCGGAGGGUGCAGAGCUGGUGGCCGGGGUAGUGGUAGCCAGGUGGAAAGCAUGGCCAGCCGUAGCAAAAUGCUUGUUGAAAUUCUCGAUUAUUGUAGAUUUAUCGGUGGUGAUAGUGUUUCCUAGCCUCAGUGCAGUGGGCAGCUGGGAGGAAGUGCUCUUAUUCUCCAUGGACUUUACAGUGUCACAAAACUUUUUGGAGUUAGUGCUACAGGAUGCAAAUUUCUGUUUGAAAAAGUUAGCCUUUGCUUUCCUAACUGCUUGUGUAUAUUGGUUCCUAACUUCCCUGAAAAGUUGCAUAUCGCGGGGGCUAUUUGAUGCUAAUGCAGUACACCACAGGAUGUUUUUGUGCUGGUCAAGGGCAGUCAAGUCUGAGGAGAACCAGGGGCUAUAUCUGUUCUUAGUUCUGUAUUUUUUGAAUGGGGCAUGUUUAUUUAAGAUUGAGAGGAAAUUACUUUUAAAGAACAACCAGGCAUCCUCUACUGACGGAAUGAGAUCUAUAUCCAUCCAGGAUACCUGGGCCAGGUCAAUUAGGAAGGCCUGCUCGCUGAAGUGUUUUUGGGAGCGUUUGACAGUGAUGAGGGGUGGUCGUUUGACCGCGGACCCGUUACGGACGCAGGCAAUAAGGCAGUGAUCGCUGAGAUCCUGGUUGAAGACAGCGGAGGUGUAUUUAGAGGGUAAGUUAGUCAGGAUGAUAUCUAUGAGGGUACCCAUGUUUACGGAUUUAGGGUUGUACCUGGUAGGUUCGUUGAUAAUUUGUGUGAGAUUGAGGGCAUCUAGUUUAGAUUGUAGGAUGGCAGGGGUGUUAAGCAUAUCCCAAUUUAGGUCACCAAGCAGUACGAACUCUGAGGAUAGAUGGGGGGCAACCAAUUCACAUGUGGGCCAGGGCACAGCUGAGGGCUGAGGGGGGUCUGUAGCAAGCGGCAACAGUGAGAGAUUUAUUUCUGGAAAGGUGGAUUUUUAGAAGUAGGAGCUCAAACUGUUUGGGCACAGACCUGGAUAGUAUGAUAGAGAUGUGACAAUCUUAUAGAGACAUACCCAAGAGACUUGCAGCUGUAUUUCCUGCAAAAGGUGGCUCUACAAAGUAUUGACUUUGGGGGGGUGAAUAGUUAGUUUUCAGUUUUUUUGUAUUUCUUGUUUGUUUCACAAGAAAAUAUAGGUAGGCAUGUUGUGUAAAUCAAAUGAUACAACCCCCCCAAAAAUCUAUUUUAAUUCCAGGUUGUAAGGCAACAAAAUACAAAACAUGCCAAGGGGGGUGAAUACUUUAUAGAGGCUAUGUUUAGGGUUAGAUUUACAAUUAGGGUUAAGGUUAAAAUUAAGGUUAGGUUUAGGGGUUUAGGGUUAAGGAUAGGGUUAGGUUAAGGGAUAGGCUUGGGCGGUAUAUCGUAUUCUGUAUACCGUAUACCGGAGUAUUUGGAAAAAGCCACAGGAGGGUUUUUCAAUACCGUCAAAACAGUUUCUUUGAAGUUUUUCAAUAAAUGUGAAUAUUUAUAGCUACUUUUUAAAUUAAUACCAGCAGUCAACAUGUGCAAUACGUUAGGAGAUAAAGCAGAUAGCGUUCUUCAUUUCACCUGUCACAUUAUUUUACAUUAUGAAGCCUACCGUAGUUCCCCAGAACAGUUGAGCCAGUCACUUGUUUGUUUUUAAAUAGGAGAAAGCAGGAACUGGUGAGCCCAUAGCGUUCUAUAUCUAUCGGCCAGUCUCUGUUGUGCGGCGCACAUGAGGUGAUGAAGUUAGUCUUAUGCAUUUCAGUACUAAAUGUUUGCCAUCAGAUAUCUUAUAACGGCUUUCUGCUGUGUUUGAGAAGUCAAAGAGCCCUCUGAAUAAUUUAUCUGUACUGCUGCCAUUUUUUCCCUGUGCUUCCUACUAGCGUUUUUUUUCCUCCUCCAUUCUUCUCCCCUCUACUCCGUGUACAGAUGCUGCUCUUCCUUUAGAAAAGCAUGCAUCACAACUGUGUUCAUUUGCACUAUUUCUCCCAUUCACUUUCGCUUGUAAAUGUCCACGCUCCCGAAAAAUUAUAUUCGGUAGCUACUAGUUAUGCUUGUAUAACUUUAUGAGGUGGAUUUGCCUGUCUUUGCAUUGAGUUCAUUUUAGUUUUCACUCGUUAGCAUUUAGCUAACAGCAUCUACGUGAUUUCGCUAUUACUUGUGCUAAAUUUGUUAGCAUUCUGGUAAUAGAGGCCCAAUGGACUUUUCUGCCAUUUUUAACGGCCUCUUGUGUGCUAUGCCGGUAAUACCGUAAAUCCCGGGAUGGCAGAAUAACGGUAUGAAAAUCUGGAUACUGCCCAAGCCUAGUUAGGGAAAAUAGGAUUUUGAAUUGUAAUCAAUUGUUUGGUCCCCACAAGGAUAGUAAAACAAAUGUGUGUGUAUCAGUGGAGGCUGGUGGGAAGAGCUAUAGGAGGAUGGGCUCGUUGUAAUGGCUGAAAUGGAAUUUAUGGAACGGAGUCAAAUGUGGUUUCCGUAUGUUUGAUACCAUUCCAUUUAUUCCAUUCCAGCCAUUACAAUGAGCCCGUCCUCCUAUAGCUCCUCCUACCAGCCUCCAGUGGUGUGUAUGUUUGUGUGUGUGAGCGCAUGCGGAAGCGCGUGUGGGAGUGAGUUUCUUUUUGCAUGUAUGUGUCCGCAUGCGUUAGUCUGUCUAUUUGUCGAGCUAGGUGUCAGCUGUCACGUUCCUCUGUAUCCUCCGCCUCCUCAUGCUUCUCUGGGCCUUAUUGAUUAAUGUUCUCAUGUCUGGAUCAGGUCCCCACUGUAUCCCUCCUGAUCCUCCCUGUCCUUAUCUACUUCACUCAGGCACCAGACGCCAUCAAUUUCCAUCCCGGAGUCCACCCGGACCAAAGAAAAGGAGGAGAAAGCAGGCCCAGAUAAAGGUCUAGCGGGUGCGUGUUGCUCGUCCCAAAAACCUGAUAGGCAGUAGAGGAUAUAUACAGUGAAUGGACGCCCCCAUCUCCCAUGUCUUUCAUUUCUGUUAUACCAGUUUGUUUAUUGACCAAAUUAUGUACAGUGGAGCCACAUCAGCAUGUUUUUACAUGAAAGGCAAAUGGAAUUGAAUUCCCUAAAUACAAUACUAACUGAAAUAUAUAUGAUGUUCAAAUAUUUACACUAGUGCGAGAUACAGUACAGCUAUAGUAUAUGUAAUGGAACAUAUAAUUUACCAAAUAGCCAACUGGACCUGGGCUUAAGAGACCCAUUUCAGAUGGUGAUUUAUACUUUGGAUUUCCCCUCGCACCAUUACAUGUAUAAGUAUACACUGAGUGUACAAAACAUUAGGAACACCUUCCUAAUAUUGAGUUGCUCUUAGGGCUGUGGUGGUCAUGACAUUUUUUCAGCCAGUGGUUGUCAAGCAAAUAACUGCCAGUCUCACGGUAAUUGACCGUUAAUUAACAUAAAAUAAAAUUUAUAUAAACACAUUUAGCAUCUCCUGGCUUGCACACAUAGCCUACAAGCCACUGAUGCAGACCUUUGGAACAGUUACAUUAAAUAAAUAUAUAUAUAUAUAUAUAUAUAUAUAUAUAUAUAUAUAUAUAUAUAUAUAUAUAAUAAAUCCAUUGCCUACACCUUCACAAUAAAUCCAUUACGUAUUUUAGACGGAUCUGAAGAUAUUUCAGAAGAGCAGAAUAGCAUACUCCUUGUCCUUAUGUUAGGCCCUGAUCUGGCUAUGCCAUAUGGCUGUGGGCUACACUAGUUCAUUUAGCAGACAAGAUUUGCUUGGAAUUCCGUGGCAUUAUUUUAUAGUAUGUAGUAUGAAGAAUGCAAUUGAACAUAGCUGAAUAAAUUCUGUGUUGACCGGUUAACAAAUAUAUCCUGAAUUUAGAGUUAUUUAUGCAAAUGUAGUUGUGAUCAAAACAUAUAGCCCAACGUUUGUAUUUUUAAUAAGUUGCAUGAAAGGCAUGAGCUCUGCUUUGUUAUUUGCGCAGGUUGUACACAUUUAAUCUGUGUCUUAUUCACAACACUUGAUAAUGCCUCGAAUUUCCCAGCGGCAUACCCUUUGUGUGGCCAUAAUGCCACCUAAAAACAACCAUGCCUUUUGCGGCCGUUAUGCCCUUGGGCUGAAUAGAAUAAUUAUAAUUCCCUUAUCCCGGCUGCGUGCUCCGAAGCACCUCUCACUCACAUGGGUCUCUCAGAUAGCUCAAUUCUUAUUAGCCAAUGCCCGUCACGUGAUCAGCUCUUUCUCACAGGCUUUUCGUCAGCCAACAAGAUGAGUACAUUUUUACAUUUUAGUCAUUUAGCAGACACUCUUAUCCAGAGCGACUUACAGGAGCAAUUAGGGUUAAGUGCCUUGCUUAAGGGCACAUCGACAGAUUUUUCACCUAGUCGGCUCGGGGAUUAGAACCAGCGACCUUUCGGUUACUGGCACAACGCUCUUACCCACUAAGCUACCUGCUGCCUAACGAACAGUAGGCCUAACGAACAGCAAAAGCACUAGCCUAUCAACUUUUGUACUAUGGGGGAUAGUAGAUUGACAUAGGCUGCUAUGUCAAUCUACUAUCUCCCAUAGUACAAAAGUUGACCUAUUCUGUGCGAGAAAUAAAUAUUCCAAAAAUAGUCUGGGACAGUUGUGGGAUGCGAUAGAUCUCAAAUGAAUACAGUAUAACCACUAGCAUCCCUCCAAAAAUGUAAGCAAUGAGGCUGAUGCAACAGAUCAGAACGUUUAGCUUAGAAUGUUGAUAAACUAUUAGGCUUUUUCUUCACAUUAUAAGCGCAGCAAUGUGCACACGGCAGUAGGCUAUAAGCACGAAUGUUCCAAAAUGCAAUCAAUUAGCGGGAAAACACCAUUUUCAAAAGUGACCGCUAAUGCGAUUAUGCAUGUAAUGCCUUUAUUAUAAAGGUACAUUUUUAUGGUGAAAAUUAUCUUCCCCAAACUUGAAACUUACGCGCUGUGUAUGUAUGCCAGUUAGGCUGUACACUGUUGUAAAGUGAAUGAAUGUGCUUAAAUUUAAGAAGUUAUUUGGCCACUUUAGUUGUGAUAUAAACCUUAUCAAAACAUAUAGGCCUAUGGGCUAGGCUACAUGAGGUGUGCGACUAUGAUUUGAAAAAGUUGCACAAAAAAAAGCAUGCGCUGUUUCAUGCCUUACUGCACACAAGCUGGGCAUCACUCACAAGUGAUAAUAUAUCAUUCACAAGUGAGUUAGCAAGUUUGGUAGGCUACUAAUGACCAUCAGCAGCAUCAGAGCUUGGAGAAGCCUAAUUACAGUAACUAAACGGUCACGUGGAAUUUGACUGCCAUCAUGACUCGUGAUUGCCGGUGUGGCGGUAAUACGGUCACCGUAACAGCCCUAGUUGCACCCCCUUUUGCCCUCAGAACAGCCUCAAUUCGUCUACAAGGUGUUGAAAGCGUACCACAGGGAUGCUGGCCCAUGUUGACGCCAAUGCUUCCCACAGUUGUGUCAAGUUGGCUGGAUGUCUUUUGGGUGUUGACCAUUCUUGAUACACACGUUAAACUGUUGAGUGUGAAAAACCCAGCAGCGUUGCAGUUCUUGACACACUCAAACCGGUGUGUCUGGCACCUACUACCAUAACCCGUUCAAAGGCACUUACAUUUUUCGUCUUGCCCAUUUACCCUCUGAAUGGCACAAACACAAUCCAUGUCUCAAUUGUCUCAAGGCUUAAAAAUCCUUCUUUAACCCGUCUCCUCCCCUUCAUCUACACUGCUUGAAGUGGAUUUAACAAGUGACAUCAAUAAGGGAUCAUAGCUUUCACAUGGAUUCACCUGGUCAGUCUAUGUCAUGGAAAGAGCAGGUGUUUCUAAUGUUUUGUAUAAAGUACAGUGGGGAAAAAAAGUAUUUAGUCAGCCACCAAUUGUGCAAGUUCUCCCACUUAAAAAGAUGAGAGAGGCCUGUAAUUUUCAUCAUAGGUAUAUGUCAACUAUGACAGACAAAAUGAGAAAAAAAAAUCCAGAAAAUCACAUUGUAGGAUUUUUAAUGAAUUUAUUUGCAAAUUAUGGUGGAAAAUAAGUAUUUGGUCACCUACAAACAAGCAAGAUUUCUGGCUCUCACAGACCUGUAACUUCUUCUUUAAGAGGCUCCUCUGUCCUCCACUCGUUACCUGUAUUAAUGGCACCUGUUUGAACUUGUUAUCAGUAUAAAAGACACCUGUCCACAACCUCAAACAGUCACACUCCAAACUCCACUAUGGCCAAGACCAAAGAGCUGUCAAAGGACACCAGAAACAAAAUUGUAGACCUGUACCAGGCUGGGAAGACUGAAUCUGCAAUAGGUAAGCAGCUUGGUUUGAAGAAAUCAACUGUGGGAGCAAUUAUUAGGAAAUGGAAGACAUACAAGACCACUGAUAAUCUCCCUCGAUCUGGGGCUCCACGCAAGAUCUCACCCUGUGGGGUCAAAAUGAUCACAAGAACGGUGAGCAAAAAUCCCAGAACCACACGAGGGGACCUAAGGAAUGACUUGCAGAGAGCUGGGACCAAAGUAACAAAGCCUACCAUCAGUAACACACUACGCCGCCAGGGACUCAAAUCCUGCAGUGCCAGGCGUGUCCCCCUGCUUAAGCCAGUACAUGUCCAGGCCCGUCUGAAGUUUGCUAGAGUGCAUUUGGAUGAUCCAGAAGAGGAUUGGGAGAAUGUCAUAUGGUCAGAUGAAACCAAAAUAGAACUUUUUGGUAAAAACUCAACUCGUCGUGUUUGGAGGACAAAGAAUGCUGAGUUGCAUCCAAAGAACACCAUACCUACUGUGUAGCAUGGGGGUGGAAACAUCAUGCUUUGGGGCUGUUUUUCUGCAAAGGGACCAGGACGACUGAUCCGUGUAAAGGAAAGAAUGAAUGGGGCCAUGUAUCGUGAGAUUUUGAGUGAAAACCUCCUUCCAUCAGCAAGGGCAUUGAAGAUGAAACGUGGCUGGGUCUUUCAGCAUGACAAUGAUCCCAAACACACCGCCCGGGCAACGAAGGAGUGGCUUCGUAAGAAGCAUUUCAAGGUCCUGGAGUGGCCUAGCCAGUCUCCAGAUCUCAACCCCAUAGAAAAUCUUUGGAGGGAGUUGAAAGUCAGUGUUGCCCAGCGACAGCCCCAAAACAUCACUGCUGUAGAGGAGAUCUGCAUGGAGGAAUGAGCCAAAAUACCAGCAACAGUGUGUGAAAACCUUACAGAAAACGUUUGACCUGUGUCAUUGCCAACAAAGGGUAUAUAACAAAGUAUUGAGAAACUUUUGUUAUUGACCAAAUACUUAUUUUCCACCAUCAUUUGCAAAUAAAUUCAUAAAAAAUCCUACAAUGUGAUUUUCGGGAUUUUCUUUCCUCAUUUUGUCUGUCAUAGUUGACGUGUACCUAUGAUGAAAAUUACAGGCCUCUCUCAUCUUUUUAAGUGGGAGAACUUGCACAAUUGGUGGCUGACUAAAUACUUUUUUUCCCCACUGUAUGUUGUAUGGAUUUUGCGAUCACAUUUUAUUUUCACUGUAUACCCAUGUGUGAAUGGCAACAAAAUGACUAUAUAUACACUAAUAUAAACAGUUUCACAGCAAGCUGAGCAUAUUGUAUUGACGUUUGUACACUGUGUGUGUGCACAUAUGUGUCUGUGUCUGUUUGUGUGUACAGUGGGGUCUCCUGCAGAGCUCGGGGAGUAUGUCGUGCUCCUGGCUGACUGGAUGCUCAUGGAACUACCUCUGGAAGCGUUGGCCAUCCUGCAAGAAGAGGGGCUGAGCUCUGUAUCUCGUGACUUCUCACUGCAACUCCUCCACACUCGCCUGCAGAGAGAGGAACCAGGUGAGGGGUUACACACACACACACACACACACACAGACACACACACACACACACACACACACACACAGGGAGUUCUUAGUUGCAAUUCAGUUUUCAUUCUAUUUCAUUUCAAAACACAGCAAAUCUUCAUUAGCCUGCCCACACUAGUCGUAUUAAAGGAAGGUAGACUCCGCGAUAUGACGUAGAUGUAGAAAGUAAACAGCAUAGUGCGUCAGUUUCCGCAACAACUAAGAGCAUUGAAGCGCGAAGCUCAACUUCUCCUCUGUUUUGGUGCCCUGGCUACCACGCUGUUAACAGUGUGAAACAAACCUGUGCACAUGCGCAGAUACUGUGUGUGACUGUGCGAGAGCGAAGUGUUGCCUCCCCUUCAUUGCAAUAUCUCCGGUGCUGCUUGUGGCAAUGUCAUUUAGCUGAGUCUACCUUUAACAAAAAUAUUAUUUAAAGUAGUUCAUCACACAUGCAUAAAUUAGGCAACUUGCAAACUUUGCAAGUGCAAAUUAGCUAAUCUCCUGCUGACUGUUGGUUUGUGGGCAUGGAAGUCGUGAGGUAUUUUAGGCAAGUCUAAGCCCGUCCAGAGGGUUUUGUUCUCUACAAGCAUUUAAUCUAUUCUUACCCCUCCAUCCAAUUGGCAAAGCUUCAUUAAACUUUUUGGAAUACUAAUGAUGUUUUCAUGACAUAAUUUGUUCAGGCAGAUUAACAUCCUCUCCCAUACUGUAAUCUUUUUUUUUUUUUUUUUUUUUUUUUUUUUUUUCGGGGGGAUGGAUCAGCUUAAUAUUGCAGAUAGAUUGUAUCUUCUAUCAAUGUAAUUGUCUGCAUCACUUCCAAUCCCCCAUGUUUAUUUUUAUUUUUUAUAUAUAUUCCCCUUUAUUACUUUUCAACCCCACCAUCCUUUCCCUACUUGGAGUAAAUUAGUGAACAACAACGCCCAGGCCUCUACUUUCGGUCUACUGUAAUCUUGUUAAACCUCCGGUAGAAUGACUUUGACCGUGUUUGCAUGGCUACAACACUCUAUUCCAGCCAUACUCAAUAGGCGGACUGUGGUCCGGACCCGGACCGCAGUCGGGCUUUAAUCUUACUGUUGAGUGAAAGUUACUGUAAUAAAAGAAUGCACAAGGUGCAAUUUCGAAAUCAACUAGCCCAUGUCAGCAUUUUUGUUUUUAGGCAGGUAAGUUAGCUGGUUAGCCUAUCUAAACCUUGUAGUUCUCAUGGCCAAAUUCUGUGCUGAGGCCCCCAUUUGAUUUGGUUGUAAUGUUUGAGUCACUCAGAUAUCAUAUGAACACACAUAAGACAUGGAAAAAUGUGUAGAAUUGCAGGAAAUAAGCUUUAAAAUGGCAAAAUGUUCCCUCCGCCAACGAGGGUUGUGAACCGUUUGUGUUUGUGUAUGAAAAAUGUAUGCACUCACUAACUGUAAGUCGCUCUGGAUAAGAGCGUCUGCUAAAUGACUAAAAUGUAAAUGUAAGUUGAAGUUUUAUUAUCGCAUGCACAAGUACAGUGAAAUGCUUAACUUGCAAGUUUUACCCACAGUGCAGUAAUCAAUGUCAAAAUAGAAUUUAAAAAAAAAAAUAUAUAUAUAUAUACACUACCGUUCAAAAGUUUGGGGUCACUUAGAAAUGUCCUUGUUUUCAAAAGAAAAGCAAUUUUUUGUCCAUUAAAAUAACAUCAAAUUGAUCAGAAAUACAGUGUAGACAUUGUUGAUGUUGUAAAUGGCCAUUGUAGCUGGAAACGGUUGAUUUUUAAUGGAAUAUCUACAUAGGCGUACAGAGGCCCAUUAUCAGCAACCAUCAGUCCUAUGUUCCAAUGGCACGUUGUGUUUGCUAAUCCAAGUUUAUCAUUUUAAAAGGUUAAUUGAUCAUUAGAAAACCCUUUUGCAAUUAUGUUAGCACAGCUGAAAACUGUUGUGCUGAUUAAAGAAGCAAUAAAACUGGCCUUCUUGAGACUAGUUGAGUAUCUGGAGCAUCAGCAAUUGUGGGUUCGAUUACAGGCUCAAAAUGGCCAGAAACAAAUAACUUUCUUCUGAAACUCAUCAGCACAAGUAUAAAUGUAAACUAAAAUGACUGACAACUGUUCAAUAACUGCACUACUAAAGUGUCCUAUAUACAGUAUCAAACCUUUAUCCCUAAAAUAUACUUACUGACCUGGACACUUAACAACAGCAACACAAUUUCCUGUAACAAGUAGCAAAUUACGUCCUGUGCCCUAAGACAGAGAACAUUUCUGUUGCAGACAGGUUACAUUUCAGAAAGAUCAAGUUUGUCAGCGUUCUUGCACUGAGCCUGGCAUGAUGAGGGCACAUGAUGAGACCUCCAUGACUAAACACUCUCUCCACUGGGGCACUGGUGGCAGGCACAGCCAACCUGCUUGAGCCUUGGAAAGUCUUUUGCAUGGAUUUUCCAAAAAUCCAAGCAAUCAACUUCAAUUUCAUCAGAAGAUACUUGAACGUAGCGAAUAAUCUCUGCUCUGACAGAUGACUUUAUAUCUUGCUGAUCUUGCUGAUCUUGUUGCGGUAGCCAGACAACAGUCUGGAGGUUUCGGCAGGUGGUUGUUGUUCUUCUUCUCCACUACUGCUCUCCGUAACGGUGACUAUCCGUGCCUCAGCCAAAACAAGGUCUGAAAAAAAUUCAUAAAAUUAUGUAUAUAAUCAAGAAUAUAACAGUAUACAUUAUACAUUAAAUCAAAUCAUUAUUAUUUGAAUGCAAGUGACAUAGAAAAUGUUGCAUGUUGCAAUGCAUUGUACCUACCAAUCAGACUCUCCUUCAAUUCAGCUUUAUCUUCAUGUGGUAUGAGGACAUCAUGAUCAAGCCAGAACAGCAGUGCAGCCAUUAUGUAUACAUUUUCACCAAAUGGAAGUUUAGUUGCAUGUUCAUCCGUGUGCUCCAUUCUGACAUUCACAAACACCCCCUCUGCGUUUGAGUGACUGCUGCAGUGCUUUUGCUCACCUUCGAUGGCCACUGGCACGCUGGAGAAGUGUGCUCUUCACGGAUGAAUCCCGGUUUCAACUGUAUCGGGCAGAUGGCAGACAUUGUGUAUGGCGUUGUGUGGGCGAGCGGUUUGCUGAUGUCAACGUUGUGAACAGAGUGCCCCAUGGUGGCGGUAGGGUUAUGGUAUGGGCAGGCAUAAGCUACGGACAACAAACACAAUUCAAUUUUAUCGAUGGCAAUUUGAAUGCAUUCCUGGAAGCUGAAAAUGUCCCUGUUCUUCCAUGGCUUGCAUACUUACCAGACAUGCCACCCAUUGAGCAUGUUUGGGAUGCUCUAGAUCAACGUGUACGUCAGCGUGUUCCAGUUCACGACAAUAUCCAGCAACUUCGCACAGCCAUUGAAGAGGAGUGGGACAACAUUCCAUAGGCCACAAUCAACAGCCUCAUAAAACUCUAUGCGAAUGAGAGGUUGCGCUGCAUGAGGCAAAUGGUGGUCACAUCAGAUACUGACUGGUUUUCUGAUCCAUCCCCUACCUUUUUUUUAAGGUACUAUAUAUAUACAGUGGGGAAAAAAAGUAUUUAGUCAGCCACCAAUUGUGCAAGUUCUCCCACUUAAAAAGAUGAGAGAGGCCUGUAAUUUUCAUCAUCGGUACACGUCAACUAUGACAGACAAAAUCAGAAAAAAAAAUCCAGAAAAUCACAUUGUAGGAUUUUUAAUGAAUUUAUUUGCAAAUUAUGGUGGAAAAUAAGUAUUUGGUCAAUAACAAAAGUUUCUCAAUACUUUGUUAUAUACCCUUUGUUGGCAAUGACACAGGUCAAACGUUUUCUGUAAGUCUUCACAAGGUUUUCACACACUGUUGCUAGGGUAUUUUGGCCCAUUCCUCCAUGCAGAUCUCCUCUAGAGCAGUGAUGUUUUGGGGCUGUCGCUGGGCAACACAGACUUUCAACUCCCUCCAAACAUUUUCUAUGGGGUUGAGAUCUGGAGACUGGCUAGCCCACUCCAGGACCUUGAAAUGCUUCUUACGAAGCCACUCCUUCGUUGCCUGGGCGGUAUGUUUGGGAUCAUUGUCAUGCUGAAAGACCCAGCCACGUUUCAUCUUCAAUGCCCUUGCUGAUGGAAGGAGGUUUUCACUCAAAAUCUCACGAUGCAUGGCCCCAUUCAUUCUUUCCUUUACACGGAUCAGUCGUCCUGGUCCCUUUGCAGAAAAACAGCCCCAAAGCAUGAUGUUUCCACCCCCAUGAUUCACAGUAGGUAUGGUGUUCUUUGGAUGCAACUCAACAUUCUUUGUCCUCCAAACACGACGAGUUGAGUUUUUACCAAAAAGUUCUAUUUUGGUUUCAUCUGACCAUAUGACAUUCUCCCAAUCCUCUUCUGGAUCAUCCAAAUGCACUCUAGCAAACUUCAGACGGGCCUGGACAUGUACUGGCUUAAGCAGGGGGACACGUCUGGCACUGCAGGAUUUGAGUCCCUGGCGGCGUAGUGUGUUACUGAUGGUAGACUUUGUUACUUUGGUCCCAGCUCUCUGCAGGUCAUUCACUAGGUCUGGUUCUGGGAUUUUUGCUCACCGUUCUUGUGAUCAUUUUGACCCCACGGGGUGAGAUCUUGCGUGGAGCCCCAGAUCGAGGGAGAUUAUCAGUGGUCUUGUAUGUCUUCCAUUUCCAAAGAAUUGCUCCCACAGUUGAUUUCUUCAAACCAAGCUGCUUACCUAUUGCAGAUUCAGUCUUCCCAGCCUGGUGCAGGUCUACAAUUAUGUUUCUGGUGUCCUUUGACAGCUCUUUGGUCUUGGCCAUAGUGGAGUUUGGAGUGUGACUGUUUGAGGUUGUGGACAGGUGUCUUUUAUACUGAUAACAAGUUCAAACAGGUGCCAUUAAUACAGGUAACGAGUGGAGGACAGAGGAGCCUCUUAAAGAAGAAGUUACAGGUCUGUGAGAGCCAGAAUUCUUGCUUGUUUGUAGGUGACCAAAUACUUAUUUUCCACCAUAAUUUGCAAAUAAAUUCAUAAAAAAUCCUACAAUGUGAUUUUCUGGAUUUUUUUUCUCUCAAUUUGUCUGUCAUAGUUGACGUGUACCUAUGAUGAAAAUUACAGGCCUCUCUCAUCUUUUUAAGUGGGAGAACUUGCACAAUUGGUGGCUGACUAAAUACUUUUUUUCCCCACUGUGUGUAUAUAUAUAUAUAUAUAUAUAUAUAUAUAUAUAUAUAUAUAUAUAUAUAUAUAUAUAUAUAUAUAUAUAGUAGUCAAAAGUUUGGACACACCUAUUCAUUUCAGGGUUUUUCUUUAUUUUGACUAUUUUCUACAUUGUAGAAUAAUAGUGAAGACAUCAAAACUAUGAAAUAACACAUAUGUAAUCAUGUAGUAACCAAAAAAGUGUUAAACAAAUCAAAAUAUAUUUAGCCACCCUUUGCCUUGAUGACAGCUUUGCGCACUCUUGGCAUUCUCUCAACCAGCUUCAUGAGGUAGUCACCUGGAAUGCAUUUCAAUUAACCAGUGUGCCCUGUUAAAUUGUGGAAUGACUUUCCUUCUUAAUGUGUUUGAGCCAAUCCGUUGUGUUGUGACAAGGUAGGGUUGGUAUACAGAAGAUAGCCCUAUUUGGUAAAAGACCAAGUCCAUAUUAUGGCAAGAACAGCUCAAAUAAGCAAAGAGAAAUGACAGUCCAUCAUUACUUUAAGACAUAAAGGUCAGCCAAUAUGGAACAUUUCAAGAACUUUGAAAGUUUCUUCAAGUGCAGUCGCAAAAACCAUCAAGCACUAUGAUGUAACUGGCUCUCAUGAGGACCGCAACAGGAAUGGAAGAACCAGAGUUACCUCUGCUGCAGAGGAUAAGUUAAUUAGAGUUACCAGCCUCAGAAAUUGCAGCCCAAAUAAAUGCUUCACAGAGUUCAAGUAACAGACACAUCUCAACAUCAACUGCUCAGAGGAGACUGUGUGAAUCAGGCCUUCAUGGUCGAAUUGCUGCAAAGAAACCACUACUAAAAGGACACCAAUAAGAAGAGACUCGCUUGGGCCAAGACAAUGAGGAAUCGACAUUAGACCAGCCCAAAUUGGAGAUUUUUGGUUCCAACCACCAUGUCUUUGUGAGACGCGGUGUAGAUGAACGGAUGAUCUCCGCAUGUGUAUUUCCCACCGUAAAGCAUGGAGGAGGAGGUGUUGUGGUGUGGGGGUGCUUUGCUGGCGACACUGUCUGGGAUUUAUUUAGAAUUCACUUAACCAGCAUUGCUACCACAGCAUUCUGCAGCGAUAUGACGUCCCAUCUGGUUUGGGCUUAGUGGGACUGUCAUUUGUUUUUCAACAGGACAAUGACCCAACACACCUCCAGGCUGUGUAAGGGCUAUUUGACCAAGAAGGAGAGUGAUGGAGUGCUGCAUCAGAUGACCUGGCCUCCACAAUCCCCCGACCUCAACCAAAUUGAGAUGGUUUGGGAUGAGUUGGAACGCAGUUUGAAGGAAAAGCAGCCAACAAGUGCUCAGCAUAUGUGGGAACUCCUUCAAGACUGUUGGAAAAGCAUUCCAGGUGAAGCUGGUUGAGAGAAUGCCAAGAGUGUGCAAAGCUGUCAUCAAGGCAAAGGGAGGCUACCUUGAAGAAUCACAAAUAUAAAAUAUAUUUAGAUUUGUUUAACACUUUUUUGGUUACUACAUGAUUCCAUAUGUGUUAUUUCAUAGGUUUGAUGUCUUCACUAUUAUUCUACAAUGUAGAAAAUAGUCCAAAUAAAGAAAAACCCUUGAAUGAGUAGGUGAGUCCAAACUUUUGACUGGUACUGUAUAUAUAAAAGUAUGUGGACACCCCUUCAAAUUAGUGGAUUAGGCUAUUUCAGCCACAGCCGUUGCUGACGUGUAUAUAAUCGAGCACACAGCCAUGCAAUCUCCAUAGGAAACUUCGGCAGUAGAAUGGCCUUACUGAAGAGCUCAGUGACUUUUAACGUGGCAUCGUCAUAGGAUGCCACCUUUCCAACAAGUCAGUUCGUCAAAUGUCUGCCGUGCUAGAAUUGCCCCGGUCAACUGUAAGUGCUGUUAUUGUGAAGUGGAAACGUCUAGGAGCAACAACGGCCCAGCCGCGAAGUGAUAGGCCACACAAGCUCACAGAUGGGACCUCCGAGUGCUGAAGCGCGUAAAAAUCGUCUGUCCCUCAGUUGCAACACUCACCACCGAGUUCCAAACUGCCUCUGGAAGCAACGUCAGCACAAUAACUGUUUGUCGGGACCUUUAUGAAAUAGGUUUCCAUGGCCGAGCUACCGCACACAAGCCUAAGAUCACCAUGCACAAUGCCAAGCGUCGGCUGGAAUGGUGUAAAGCUCGCUUCCUAUGUUUGUCUAUGGAGAUGACAUGGCUGUGUGCUCAAUUUUAUACACCUGUCAGCAACGGCUGUGGCUGAAAUAGCCGAAUCCACUAAUUUGAAGGGGUGUCCACAUACUUUUGUAUAUAUAGUGUACGUCUUUACUAUUAGACCCACGAAUGUCAUGGUUUAAUUCACAUUACGCAUUUAAUUUGCACUCUGGGAAACAGGAUGAUGGUAUCAAUCCUAUAAAUGUGUUCGCCUGGCACCUACUACCAUACCCCGUUCAAAGGCACUUAAAUAUUUUGUCUUGCUCAUUCACCCUCACAUAUACAAUCCAUGUCUCAAUUGUCUCAUGGCUUAAAAAUCCUUCUUUAUCCUGUCUCCUCCCCUUCAUCUACACUGAUUGAAGUGGAUUUAACAAGUGACAUCAAUAAGGGAUCAUAGCUUUCACCUAGAUUCACCUGGUCAGUCUGUCAUGGAAAGAGCAGGUGUUCUUAAUGUUUUGUACACUCAGUGUAUGUCACAUACAGUCAGGUCCAAAAUUAUUGGCACCUCUGAUAAAGAUGAGCAAAAACGACUAUAAAAUCAAUAAAACAAAUGCUGAGCUAUAUUGUAUGCUUAAAAUAAUUUAUUUCAUACUAAUACAAUUGCUCAGAGAAAUUGAUUUAGUUUAGUAAGUAAUAUUUUAUUUUCUACAUAAUAUAGGGGUCAAAAUUAUUGGAACCCCUGUUUUCAAUACCUUUCAAUACCUCACCUUGUGAGGAUAACAGCACUGAGUCUUUUCUAAAAUGUUUUCUGAGAUUGGAGAACACAUUGAGAGGGAUCUUAGACCAUUCCUCCAUACAGAAUCUUUCCAGAUCAUUGAUAUCCUUCGUCUGUGCUUAUAGACUGCCCUUGAUAUCCCUUCAAUUUAAAACAAUUUAUAUUACUUGUUAAACAAAAUCUAUUUCUCUGAGCAAUUGUAUUAGUAUAAAGUAAUAUAAUUUCCAUUUGUAUUAGCAUACAAUAUAGCUCAGCAUUUGUAUUAUUUAUUUUAUACAGUCUUUUUUUCUCAUGUUUAUCAAGGGUGCCAAUAAUUUAGACCUGACUGUAUAUGUCUUUACUAAUGCAGAGAGGUCGUGGUACUAUGGGGUUCCGGCUGUGACGUCUUUGGUUGCGUUUGAAGGUUUCUGUGGACAGACUCAGAUAACUAGGCCAAUGUAAUUUAGGUCUUGCCACAGUGCGUCAUAGGUUUAGUUACCCUAUAGGAUAUGCAGACGGAUAUGUAGUGGGUUGUGUGCUUGGCUUGAGGAGAGAGGACCUAUUCCCCUCAUCCCAUAGUACAUUUUUUUCCUAGAAUUGUGACAGAAACAUGGCUUGCAAAAUUCAUACCUGCUUGAACUUUAAACGACAUCAAAAUGAUCAAUCUGUCAGGCUUUGGUUAUCUUACCCCGUCUUGCCUCCUUCAGGUUUUGUUUAUUAAACUUAGCCGAUGAUAAUACUACAACAUAACAUUUCUGAUGAUAAGACUUGAUUGUGUUUUAUUUAUACAUGGAGAUUUGUGAUGCAUCUCGCAGCCUGUCUGGAUGUAAAACAAGUGUAAUAAACAUCAGACAUGCAUUCAACAUUUUGCACCUCUGAAAUGUUCUUCACUUGUAAAAUUACAGUAUGUAAAAAAAAAAAAAAAAAAAAGGUAUUUUCAAGGAUGAUGUUUUCUUAACCUUUGCAAAAAUAUGCACAUUUGGAAUUUCCAAAAGAAAAAGUAGUUUUUUAUAUUAUGUUUGGGCAAUCUUAUCUAACUUUAAAAAGGUUAAAUCAUUUGCAUAACACCAGUGGGUGCUCAAAGGUUACAAACUUAAAUGAGCAGAGACGUACAUAGGACAUUUGGAAUCUGGUGUGUGUGUGUGACGCGUGCACACAGAUGUCGUACUGAUUAGAGAUUGUAUGUGGAUGAGGGUGGCUGGAGUAUAUAUAAAAAAGUGACAUUUACUUUCCACACCUAGGACAAACAUUACCAUAAUUUUGACAUCUAUAGUUUACCAUUGUGUCAAGAAGAUGUAGUGCCUGAAGCACCUUUUGGAAAGGGCUCUUUGAUAUUCAACGCAGUAGUUUGCAUGAAACAUGCACAAAAUGAAUUGGAGCAUACAAAAGACUCCCUUUAGGAAAGCAAUGGUUAUUUUGUUUAGGUAUCUGUCUGUUGUUUCUGGAUUUAAUUAUAAGGUACAUUUACUGAAAAGUAAUAGUACAAAGCCUGACGUUUAAGGGUUCAAUGCUUUGCAAUUCACUAGUUUACUAAUCUCGGUUAACACAGAACUAAAAUCUUGCUUAAUUUGGUCAGACAUAGUCUGUCCACGAGAGAUUACUAGUUCGCAAGUGGUCACUGCAGAAGGAAGUAUUUGUGGGUCAUAGGAAAACUUUCGGAGAGUUGCUCUAUUCUUUCAACGUCUUCAAUGAUACCUAAAUGUUGUUGGCUUUGGCAAUAAACCUGAAAGUAAAGUAAAGUCAUUAGAAUUUCAGUCAAAAUACUUUGUAAUUUAACCCACCAGACAAUUGCUUCCUUUAUUAUUUCUGCAUCCUGUUUGUGGCAGUUGAAAGUGACAACAAAAAGGAGACCAAAGGUGGAAAGGGAGCCAAGGGGAAGGGAGAUCAAAGCAAAGCCAUCAAAAUGGUGAGUUCAGUAAAUUAAUCUGGGCUUGCCAGAUAGAGCCGCAAUAUUACUUUUACCUGCCUUCAGCACAGGCAAUUAUUUAAGUCCCCUUGCUCGCUUGUGACUUCUCAAUCAAUUACAUAAUGUUUCUGUAAUGAUCCUGUGUCUUGCUUCUAAAUCAUAUUUAUCCCGUCACCCUUUCACUCUUGCUCUCUUUCUCUCUCUCUUCCUCUGCCUCUCUUUCUCCCCAUCUAUCUCUCUCUCUCAAUCCCGCCCUCUCUCUCUCCCCCUCUCACUCUCCCUACCCCACUCUCUCACUCCCAAGUCAAAUUUUUCUCUUCCCCUCUUGCUGUCACAGAUGUUUGUUUGGAUGUCUCUAUCCAAUAUUAGUCUACCUGGAUUUAAUCUGUGUUUCUUGUUACCCAGGUGCCAGUCAAUCGUGUCUUGCCCCCCAACACCCUCCCAGUAGACACACACAACUUCAAAUGUAUCUUUUCCUCGUUUGGCUUCAAUAAUGACCUUUAA
Messenger RNA from Coregonus sp. 'balchen', 86932 nucleotides. The record is from the annotation of a GenBank genome assembly. Lineage: Eukaryota; Metazoa; Chordata; Actinopteri; Salmoniformes; Salmonidae.